This is a messenger RNA of Cinara cedri, 53638 nucleotides long. NCBI's taxonomy places the organism in Eukaryota, Metazoa, Arthropoda, Insecta, Hemiptera, Aphididae. The record is from the annotation of a GenBank genome assembly.
AUGUCGACGCCAUGGGAACAGCUGAUCAGCUCGACGAUGACGCCGACCACCGCGGUGGCGGUCAAGUUGGCCGUCACGGACGAGCCGCCGGAACCGACGGAUCCUAACGGACCCGUGCUGCCUGGUGAUCCGGUGGCCGACGGCACCGGCUGCGGUACCAGCGGUGGCAUAUUCGGAACCCUGCACAGACACAUACCCCUACUGUCCAGGCUGUCGCUGAACAAGACCGACAAGACGCACUGCAGGUCAGUCCUGAUGUUCCUACCGGUUAUGUCCUUAUUCCUUUUUUUACACAUAGUUAUGCAUUGUCCGUUCACGCGUAUCCGACAGGAUAUCCGGAUCAGGGUGUCCGUCUCCGCCCCGAGUAGUUUCAAGAGGCUUAGUUUACACUUAUUUUUAUAUCCGGUUGUGUAUAAUUUUGUACGCGGUUUUCAAUCUUCUAUCUGAAUUAUUUUGGAAAGUAUUGACUUAUUUCCUUAUCUAACACAUAAAGUAUUUGAGAAUUGUCUCAUAAAAUAAUUUCGGAAAACCUUAAUACUUUUCCGACAUAAUAAUAUAGACGAAAAAUAAUAAUAAUAAGAUUGCCUUAUGAAAGACUGAUCAGCAUGCGUAUUACAAUCUGUUCGACAAACGUUCCAGUCUCGAACAGGAAAUCGGUGACCGACAAUUUAUUUUUGUCCUCGGGAAAUUCAAAAAACUGAACGCGCUUUGAUCAGAUGUACAUUUAUAAAAAAAUAUAUGAACAAUUCCUCGUUCAUUCGUAUUUUAGUUUACCCGGUCAUACUGACGAAAUGGACCUCUGUAAAGGGACAAAUUACCCGAAUUUCGAAAUCACCUAUCAAUGACCCUACGCAUGAUUCAAAAAAUAACGAUUUUAUCACGUGUCCCCGGUUUUUGUGGGGGAAAAUAGAUAUACUACUAUAACGACUUCCGGAACAUAAUUUAUCAAAUCUCACGAUCCUAUUUACAAAUGGAACAUGAGAGUGCAGUAAAAACCACUAGGGUCCAGGGAAACAACAAAAAUGGUCCAUUUAAUUAUUUAAUUUUUUUUUGUUAGUAUAUUUGUGUCAAUAAGUAAGUAAAUUCUAUUGAACAAUAAAUAUAAUAUCCGUAUACAAGGGGGAAAUAUAGUGGUGGGUAUUUAAAAAGGGAGCGGAUGAUUGAUGGAUCGGCCUCUUUUUGGGUUUUCGUGUCUUUUAUAUAAAUACUACUAAUAUUAGUACCCUAUUGACCAAAAUAUAUUGUUAUAGUUACAUUGGAUGUAUAAAUUAUUGGUAUUUAAAUAAACAUUUAAAAUAUGAAACAUCUUUUGCAUACACAUUGUUGUAAUAGAGGAGAAUUUUGAACAAAAACAUGCUUGAAAAUAUUUAAUGGGAGCGAUUAUAGACAACUUUUUCAUUUAAAACCGCCACAAUUUGUAUAUUUAUCGUACUGAUUAAAGUUAUAAAUUUCCAAAAGGGAUUUAAAGUCUGUGCCCUCUCUGUCUGGAAACUAGAAUAUAACCAACAUGGAAGGAAAAUGUAGAGGAAUGGUAAACUUUAAAAUCUAUCAUUUUCUCGAAAUUCUUAAGAUUAUAUUCCUUUUCUUUCUCUGUGCCGUUCAUAAUAUUAUAUUAUUAUCAGUUUACCUAAUCUAAAAUUGUUGAAUGAAUUAGCUUUAAAUUGAUUGCGGAGCUUCUGACAUAUUAUUGUAAACGUAUACUUAUGCUAAUUCUGUAAAGCUCGUGAAGAUUCUUUUUUGUUUUUAUAGACGUAUUAUAUGUCUACAUGCCUACUGUUUCUGUCAAAACAGUACUAUGUAUCUCCAAAAAUAUAAAAAAUGGGUUAUAUACAUAAAACUUAAUAGAAAAAAAAGGCACGUAAUUCAGUAUAAAUACCACGUAAAACCACAAAAUCCAAAGAGAAUAUAAACGUUGAAACAUCAUUACAUAAAUCUGGUAUCAAUAUAUUAUUGUUAAAAUCCUCGUAAUACCUGGUUAUCAUUUUGUGAAAUCGAAAAGUGUAAAAUACAAAACAUGUUAAUAAACUGUUGUCUAACCAUAUUAAAUCAUUAUCCGAGUUUAAUUUUAAAAUAAAUUUUUUGCUUUGCGUUUCCUUAAAAAAAUAAAUACUUUUUGGAGAUAUGAGGUACUGUUUUAACAACGAAGAUAUAUUUACAGAUGUAGGUUCAUAAUAUUAUCACAUAUUAAACCCAUUUCUGUCAAGUUAUUCGCAAUUUGACAAUCUGUCGUAUAGACAGAUUGUAGAACUGGAAACUUAUCUACUUAUAUGUGUGUGUAUGUGUGUGUGUGAUUUAAUUUACAAAAUAUCGAUGACACUGAUGAUAGUAAAGCAUUACAAUAACAAUUGCUUGAUUUAUUUUUUUUUUAUUUUUUUUUAUCAUUAAAUUACAUCUAUAUAAUAUUAUCAGUGUUUUUAUGACUAUUACAAAUGGAAUAAAAUAAUAUUAUUUUCUCUUCUUUCUCUCUCUCUCUCUUUCACACACACACACACACACACACACACACACACAUACAUAUAUAUAUAUAUACCUACAAACAAAUGGCGAGGUAAUUCUUAUUAAAAUUAUAUGAAGUCAAAUUGAAAAAAAAAAUGAUACAAAUUGUACGUCCUUACUUUUUGCGAAAAGGUUGUCUGUAAGGACAAAAUAUAUUAUUAUACAAUUUUUUUUUUUUUUUUUUUUUUUUAUCAAAAAACAUAAUAUUGUAAUUGCAAUAGUCAUGGCGAUAUAGAUCUAUAAUAGAUAUGCCAUAUCACGCUUUUUCAUUCUCUUAUUCUUACGGCCUUUACAACUUUCCCUGAGAGAUUCCGUCGCUAAAACAUUAUGUCACCUAUAUCAGCGUUUUGGACCACACGUCUCUCCAGUUUUCCGUUCUCAGAUUUCUUGGAUUCUCUUUGAGAACGUCGAUCCAUUUUUUCCUGUUUUAAAACUUAUUUAUAUUACAAUACUGAUAAUUUCACUUAUAUUAAUUUGGUACAUUUGUAUAAUAAUAACUACCUAUAUAAUCAAUCUGGUCAAUCUUAAUUUUAAAAUUAUGGAUUUAAUGAAAAUUAAUAUUUGAAUUUUUAUUUUAUGUUUCGUAAUUUUUGAAUUAUUACAUAUGAAUAAUAGGUAUGCUGUUAUAGCGUUUUUGUUCAAACAUAUUUUUUUAUGCAGAAACUAGCAAGUCAUCAUAAGAUUUGAAAUUCGUUUUCCAGAUAAUUAUAAAUGCUUAAGUAUCUAUGUACGCGUAGUAAAGAUUUUAUUACUUUUUAAUGCACAACGCUGUCUACUAUCAUAAAUGUGCGCAAAAGAUGUAUGAUUUUAGUCACAGAAUGUUUCUCGAUUUUAAAGUCAAUGACCUUAAAAAUAUGUUAUUUAGACAAGUUUUUUCUUUAGUUAAAAGCUUAUUAGUUGUUUAAAUAAAGUAUUGACCUAUCAAAUAUAUACACGCACUUAUAAAGACACACACACACACACUUAAAAAUGUAUAAUAUUUUAAAAGUAUUUUUACUUUAGUAUAUCUCAUUAGGUAUUUUUGAUCAGCUGACAACAACUUAUUCAAAAUUAAUUCGACAAAAUCAUUUUACCUAUAAAUAUUAAAUAUAAACAUAAUUAAAUUCGGCUAUAUCCUAGUUUGAGUAAUAUUCGUAAAAUAAAUUAUGAUUUUCGGGUGAUAUUAAUAAUUACGUAUCAAAGUAAAUACAUGAAAAAUAAAAUAAUUAAUUAGUAUUCAACGGUACGUUUAAAAUUAUUAACUAUAUAAUACGCUUAAAAAUUUUACCUUGAUAUAUUGUACAUUGCAAACGAAUAUAAUUUUUUACGUUUUACGAAAAACGUAUAAUACCUAGUUUUAAAAUUUUGUAUCGUGAAUUAAAUUGAGUGAUAAACUCAACGAAAAAUAUUAAUACUGUAAACAGUGUAAAUCGAAAAUUAGUUUCCUUUUACCUAUUAUACAUUAAAUAUAGUUGGUAUAGGUAUAUGAACGCCUUUUGGCAUAAUUUGCAAUUAAACAAUAAAUUACACUUAUAUUAUAGUCGGGUUAUUAAUGUACGUAUUAAAAUCAAACCCGUUUUAUCUUUAUUUAAUUUUUUUUACAUACCUAUAUAUAUAUGUAUACAUAUAUCCGUUUUAAACACAAUUCAAACAUUUAAGUUGUUUUUUUUUGUAUUAUAAUAUAUGCUUUUUGUAUGAUUAAAAAAAAAAAAAAAAAAACAGUACUAAAUUUAAUAUAGUUCAUUUUAAUACGGCGACAACAUUGAAAUAUUCAGAUAUAUAAAUAUAUUCGUUAUAAAUUUAUAAGUAUUAUAUAAUAUAAAUCACACGAGUAUACUAGACGUAAUAAUACAUUAUUCUUAUUAUUGUAUAUUUCUAAAGAAAAAAAAAAAAAACGCUAAAAAAUAGUAUUUUAUACGAUACACACGCGUACAUUACCUAAUUUAUGACGAAAAGACGAUGGACCAUCAAUAUUUGUUAAGGACCAAAAUAAUAGAUACUCAUAUAAUUUGCUCGUGACGUCGCGUUGUUUAUACUCGAGCAAAAAUAACUACCUAUGUAAUAUUAUUAUUUUUUAUAUAUAUUAUAUAUUACAUAUAGUAUAUGGUCUACACAAUUCAGCUGAAAAUAAUAGAAUUUUUAUCAUCAUAUUUGGCUAAACUAGCCACAAAAAAGUGGGUACUAUAAUUUUACGAUUUCUAAUUUGUUUUUUUUUUUUUUUACGACGACGACGACGACAAAAUAUCAUACGGUUUUGUUUUGUUUACAAAAGAUAUAUAAAUUGUUUUCGAUCAUUUUAUUUUUGUUUUAACAACUGCAGUAAGUUGUUUCACAAUAUGAUCAUCGAUGUACGCCACUAUAUUGUAUCAAAAUUAUUAAAAGAAACACUAAAAACAUGGUUGGUUCAAAAACAUAAUUUAUUUUUGAAAUUACCUUUGCCGUUCCUUCUGGAAAAAGCCUGCGAAUGCUCAUAACAAAAAAUGAAACUAUCGAAUGUUAUCGCAAGUUUUACCUCUUAUUGGAUACCGGUAGAUUUUUUAAAAAGACGACGGAAUAUUUCAAAAAAAAUCGUAUAUAAAUAUUUUAGUAUACAUUAGGAUUUGCUACUUAUUAUCACUAUUAUUAGUCAAUAUGCUUAUACCGGGUUGCAUGAAAUUAUAGAACGGAUAAGAACAGGCUAUCGGUUCUGUAAAAUUAAAAUCCGUUCUGCAAAAUUAAUAAUCCAAUAGUUGGUACAGUUAUCCAAUACUUCUGAGCUGAUUUCAGUUCUGUACAAUUUUUAGAACUCUUUAACCAAAAAUAUUCUGUGGAAUUGUGAAUAAUUUCCUUGUCAUAUAAUUAUAAUUCUGUUAUCAUAAGAAAAUGUAAUUUAAUUCAUCGACGCGUUCUUCAGUGUAAGGUGAUAUAAAAACUACAAAAUAUCUAAUAUAAUUUUAGUUUUGUCACUAUCAUCUUCAUCAGACAAGUAUGACGAUGAUAUGAUGAUUUUUUAAAUGUUGAUUAACCAAGGUCGAUUUAGAAACAGAUCAAAUGCUCUUGAUUAAGACUACUAUGGUUUGGAUGUAGAACGUUCGAGUACGUAAAUCUUAUAUGGUAAGAUAUUAGGUUAUUAUGGUAAGUAUAGGUAUUAUACAAUACCUAUACAUGAAUAAACCGUUUGGGCCAUAAGCGUACACAUGGGGGGAGGGGGGGAGGAAUUAUGAGGUUAACUUUUCUUAUUGGCCGUAUUUAUACUCCGUGUUAUAAAAUCUGUUGAUUUUCAAUCCAUGUGUGUUUUUUUUUCCGUUUGUAAACUGCUUUUCGAAAAGAAAUUUUUUUCCGAUGUAUAGAGUGAAGCACCUUUACUGAAAGGUAAUUUUGUCUAGUUGGAGCAUUAAAAAGGUGAUUUUUUGAUUUUCCAAAGAGUUUUUAAAAUAAUUAAGAAAAACCCGAAAAAGAAAAUUAUAGGUAAAAUGGUAAAUAUUUAUGGCGCGUCGCGUCGUUACCGAUUUUAUUGUUUUUAAUUUUUGUCACUUAUAUUUUCUACCAGAAAUAUUGCUCCCAUCGAAAAAUUACAAAUUUAGUAGUUUUUUGUUAUUAAAAUUAUAUAUCACCUAAGAGAAAUGCUUGAAAAUUUAAUGAAAGGUACAUUAUAAGUUGUACUUAUCGAUUUUAAGAUCAAAUAUUGAUAAAAAUCGUAAAAAUUAUGGCAUUCUAAAUAUGUCGUGCUAAAUUUUACUCAGAAUCAUUUUUCAUAGUCAGUGGUUUGCGUACAGAUAUAAAAAUAAUCGUUUCAUAUCACUGUUCCUAUAAUAUUAUAUACGAGAGUUUAGAUUAUUAAACACUUUUGUACGUCUAUACGAGUAUACGUGAUUAUAAUAUGUUUUUUUUAUUAUUAUUAAAACUAAGAAAUUCCCAGCUAAGUAGCUAUCUAAGUCUACUAAUGUGCACAUACAAUUUUUUUUUAAGAUUUUUUUCUAAUAAUUGUACGUAAUUACGAUAUAGUAUAAUAUUAAAGUAAUAACAUAAAUUAGACAAUUAUGUCUGGAAUACUAUAAUGUAUUUGUGUGUGUAAAUAGUAUUAUUAUCUCACUGGCGUACCUGGGAAUUUUUAACGGGAGGGGAUAUAGUAAAUAUAAUAAUCAAGAUUUAUGAGUAAAUAGUAAUACCAUCUUCUGUCAUACACGUAUACUUAACUGGACAAUAAACAUUUAAAAGCAGGAUCCAUAAGCAAAGUCAAUUUUAAUUUUUCAUCGAUCUUUUUCCCUCGCAAUUUGACUUAAAUAUAUUAUAUUUUUAAGAUAAAAUUACUUAAUAAAUACUCAUACCUAUACUUGUUGUAUUUUUAAAUGAAUAGAGUGGCCGCACACAUCACUGGAUUUAUUACGAUAUUGUAUAAUAGUGUUGUAUAGCAUAUAUCAAGGUAAUGAUGCCGAGUUCUUUAAAUAUUGAUGGUUCAAAUGAUAUUAAUUUUGAACUCUACUGCCCACUAUUACCCACCCACCAAGAGGCGAACAAAGGAGGGGGGCUAUGGAAGUAAAAUCCCCAUAACAUGUAUAUACUUUAAAAUUAUAAUUUUUAAUUCCUAAUUUUACCCGUCCACCUACCAGCACAUUAACCAAUAAUUAAUAAAUAAUUAGUGACUUUUUAAAAAAUAUUGAUUAUUAAUAAUUUAUUAGAGUAGAUUAUGUUAUUUUAUUAAUCUUUUUAAUUGCAAUAAAAAAUUAUACAGUAUGUUUCAAAAGUCUUCAUCAGAUUUCAAAAAUGUAUAUAUAUUUUAAAAAUGAAGUAAGAAGUAUUUUUAAAAUAAUUAAGUUUUAAUUAAUUUGGUUAACAAAUGUUCAAUAUGACCCCUACAGGCCACCUGACAUACAUCUAUACGGUACUUAUUCAAAUUCAUCCCAAAUAAGGUACGAGGUCGACCUGAGCGUUUCUGUACACACAAACAACCAAUUUCUUGGAACGUUUAAUGCCAAUGUCGAAUGCUUUGAGUAGUUGAGGCUUCAGUUCCAUGAGUUCUUCGAAAAUCAUCUUGAACAAUUAUUCUCGACUUGCAUUGAUUGAAACGGAGGACGCAAAACGCCUAUGCGGCGUUAGGUUAGGACGGCAGUUGACUAAUAAUUACAGAAUUUAUCAGUAAUAUUACUUAAUAUAAACUUAUCUGUCUCGAUUGGUAAAUUAUAUCAAUUCGUAAUCGGAUGAAGACUUGAAACACGUAUGUCACCAUCCACCCACCCACUCUUAAAUUUAGGUGAUUCAUUUGAACCACUUGAAGUACGUAUUCUGCGCUCCUAGUAUCAAGGAUCGGCAUACAGUGUUAUUAUAUAUAUAUUAUAUACAUAUGUAUGUAUGAACAACGUAUAUAUAAUACCAUUAUAAUAUUAUAAGGACAUUUGAUUUUUACUGCAAACUGAUUCUUUUUACACGAAUUGUAAUUUGUAUAAAUUAAAUUUUUUUUCAUUUCCGUUAAUCCGCUGACGAGAGUAAUCCACGUUAAAGUUUGGGUUGGGGAAGAGUAGCGGAGCAUAAUUUAUGUGGCGGCACAGUGCCCGGAGCUCCACUACUCUCCCUCUGCCUAAACUUAAAAGUGAAGUAUCUCGUUAACGGAUUGACGGAAAUGAAAAAUUUAAACACUAAUAUUCCAUAUAUUUAUAGCAUUUUUAAUAUAGGUUGUUAUUUGAAAAUCAAAAAUAGGCAGUCGUUUCACCCCCAAAAAUAAUGAUAAUGUAACAUUUUAUAGCAGAAUGUUUCUUAAUUUGUUUUUUUUUAAAAAAAAAAUGUUUAAAAGAGUUAAUAUAUUCCGGGAUAAUGAGUAUCUUACAAUCGAUUGAUCACCGCGUAUAGUAUUUUGUAAUAUUAUGAGUUCAAGUUAUCUAUAUGCGUGAAUAUGAAAUUACUAUUAACUUUUCUUAUUGCUUCUAUACUGUCUACACAGUCUAAAUUUUAAAAUAUCUAAUAAAAUAAUAACCAAUUAACGAUAUUAUCACAAUUGUCUCUAAUUGAAUUUGAGUUUUUAAAAAAAUUGUGUGUUACUAUUUUGAAAAUCGAAAGUUGAUAUGUGUAGUGUGUAUCUAUACGGACUAAGGAUAAAAUGUUGAAAACCUAUUUUAAAUAUGAGUGCAUUAAACGCGAUUCUGUAGAUAAUUAUUGAGAAAAUCGAAUUAACUCAAAAUCUCCGUAUAUAUAUAUAGAUAAUGGCCGUUUCUAUUAUGAUAAAUGAAUUAGCCUGUUUAUGAAAGUAUCGAAAGUAUAAUAUUAUUAUAAUAGUAUUCCGAUGCGUUAAUAGUAAUUUGUCUCCCUCUCCCAUUGAUAAUUAUUAACAUAAGUUAUAUAGAAAGUUCAUAAUAUUAUGCGUUUUAUUUAUUUAUGAUGUUACGACGUUAUUAGGCAACGAUUAUAACCGAUACAAAAUUUAAAAAAAUAAAAUGUAAAGGAUAACCUAGUAAAUUCGAAUAAAAACAUAGCAUAACAGACAGUUAUAGAGAUCAGAGUUAUCACUGCACUUGUAUAUGAAUGCUAUUAAAAUCAAUAUAUACGAUAUUUAUAAUGAUAUUUUAAUACAAAUUGUCAAAGAUUAUAAUAUAUAGUUACAGAUUAUAUAAUCUACAUGAUUACAGUUUAUGCGGUUAUUUAUGAACGUUGUAUUCAUAAAAGUAUUAUGUGUAUAUAGGAUGUAAUUCUUAUAUAUUCUGGACAGAAUGAAUGUUCAUUUUUCUAUCGAUAGAACGUGUUAAAAUAUACACAUUUUCGGAUAGUUGAAGUGUUUCGGAACUUGUUAAUACUCUUAUACCUAUUUAUUUGCCCCUAGAAAAUUGUUUUAUCUAUAAUAGAUCUGUAUUUUGGUAAUAUCGCUUUCUUUUGCUGCGGUUUUUCAUUCAGACACGGACUUAGAAGAUAACGGUGGGUUUUUUGAUGGGUUCGAUUCUUUACUGUCUGCAGUUUACAAUGAAUACGAUUUUACCUAUUUUAUAACUAAUAAUACAGUUCAUCUAAAUUGUAUAGAGUAACUGAAAAUGAAUAAAUGUUUUUCAUAUAAUCGUUUGUGUAUAGAAGAGAAUUUCACAAUUAUAUAAAAUUAACAGUCUGCCCAAAUGUUAUCGGUUAACCGAAUCGAUUUCCCAUACGUUCAAUUUUAAUUUUAAACAAUAAUGAAAUAUAUCAGUUUGCUCUCGCUUGUGGCUCAUCCAAAACUGCAAUAUAUGUAAUAUUCAAGGUACACAAUAAUGUAUACAUUACUAUAUACAACUUAUAAAUCUGGUGAAUUUCACUUUUUUUAUUUGUUUUCACAACUCUAAAUGUUAUGACAUUUCAAGUUAGAUAAUUUAUUUGAUGUUUUACAAGCAUAUGGAGUAUUUAUAUAUCUUGUUUAUCCUUGUGAUUCUGCUAUACUAUAUGGCCAACUGCCUCGCACUGCAUAAUUUCUUUUUUUCUUGUAUAGAAUUUUCAAUUGUAUUUUAUCAUUGUACAAUAAAUUUCAGCACACGGGACCAAUAGUUUAACUGUACACCUGCCUUAGCACGUCUUCACGAAUAAUAAUAUUAUAAUAGUUUUAUUCUAUCAUCAAUAUAUAAGAUGUUUAUUGUAUACAUCGCAAUACAAAUAAUAUCAAGGCACUUGUUCUUUUUUUUUUCUGCACACCAUACAGCGUAUGAUAUUAUUAUCUGAAAUAUUUUAGUUUUUAGUAAAUGUUUGUAUCUAUAUUAUGCAUGUAUGCUUAUUGUUGAUUAUGAUCUAUGAAGUAAAACUAAAAAUAAAGUAUAUAUAUAGGUUUUAUAUUUUUAUAGCAUCUUAAGAAAAUCGAUAUUUUUAAAUUUUUAUUACGAAUUACGAUUACGUUAUUUUUGGUUGAUUCUCAAACCUAUUGAUUCCUAUAUAUAUAUAUAAAUCGAUAUAUUUAUAUGUAUAACGCGAACUGUCUACGGUACUUGGGCAAAACUUCAUAGUUCUGCGUUUGCCGGGACAAACCUAGUUGUGACCAACCUCAUUCAAGCAAAUCUCUAACAUUAAUUUCGUAACGUAAAUUUCAACCUUUCACAGUAGGUAAGUAUUAUGUUAAUAAUAUUACAAUAUUUACUCUCCUCAGUAAUAAAUUGGUUCUUGCACGAAAAUAUCUAGUUUUCGACAUAUAGUGACUAUAUAAAAUAAACAUUUGGUAAACCUUAGCUAUUUUUGUUGUAAGAUUUUUUUUAAAUAUAUUAAUUUAUUCGAUUUAUUUAUUUAUAAAAUAAAUGUAUGGACGUUACAGAUUUGCCCAAAUGAAGUUGGUCACAACUAGGUUUGUCUAGGUAAAAGCCGAAAUAUGACGUUUUGCCCAAAUAUCGUGGACACUUCGUGUUUCUGAGAUUUGCCAGAUUUUGAUAUUUGCCCAUAACAUAUAUAUACCUUAGAAAUUGAUAAUGAUAGUUAAAGAUUGGACCUAAGGGAGUAAUGUGGAUAAUUGAAUAGUGGCUUUUCCAAAAAUUUCUAAUAGGAGAGGAUGCAGAAAAUAAUAAAUAUGAAUUAAUUAUAAAAAAUCUUAUUUCCUGCCCAACUGGCAAUUUAAAAGUCGGUUCCGAAAAACCAAAUUUUUCUUGUAAUUUUAGUGAAAUUUAUACGUACAUUUCAAUACUAAAUAAAUACAUAUAUCUUUUGUAUUUUUAAACCAAUAGGAAGGGGGGAAUGAGACAUUAAUCUACCUCCCCUGCACACACCAUUGCACGUAUAGUAUUUUAAUUUUAAUUCGCAUUCGGAAAAAUUUCAAUCGACUGAAUGUUUAAAAUAUUGUUCGUUUUUAAAGGACAAUAUUUUAUAUUAUUAAUGCAGCACAUUAAUAAUAAAUUUAACGUUUGACGGAAGAAUUAGGAGACCAUCACAGUGAAAUUUAACCUCGUUGGCCCCGUCAUCAUCAGAUAAAAUAUAAUAAUAAUACGUGGUUACGGAUGAUGAGUGAUAAGUGAUAGAGUAAUAAUAGGUUUGUGACAAUAACGUGUGUACAUAUUAUAUAAUAAUACAUAUAAUUAUUAAUCACGAGUUUACAUGGUUUGCGCCCUAUCCGGUUUCUAGGUAGAUAGAUCAUUUUUAAAUACUAGGUAGGUGUAGAACGUCUAUAUAGGUAUAGGUUUAUUAUGAUAGCUCCGACCUAGAGAAAUGAAAGUUGAUCGUUUUUUUUUUACUUAAAUGGAUCAUAAAGGAUCUAUAGAUAAUUUGUUUUCUUAUUAUUAUUCAUAUGUUGUUAUGUACCGCAAAACCUAUAGUAAUUAACAUUGUUUUCAAUACAUUAUUAUUUAUUAUACAUUUAUUGUGAAAUGUGUAGAUUUAAUUUUUUUUGUACGUACCUAUAUGUAUGCUUUCAAAACACGAUUAUCAUUCGAUACGACAUCUAUAGAUUAUAAAUUAUAAUAAUAUAGUGUGUUUGAUUUUCUAACCGUGACGAAUACCGAACAGAAUAAACCAUUUCGAAUGACUCGUAUAUAAUAUUUCAAGUUUUUAGUUACAUCGGGGAUUAAAACAUUUUUUUUGUUUUCAGAAAUUACACCGAGAAAACAAAAAUAUUUGAAUGAAGUACGCAGUAAAUGAUUGAUUAUCAAAAUUGUGCACUAUUGCGGUUUACAUCACAUUAAAUAUUAAACUACUGCAGUAAACAAUAUGUAUAGAUAAAUUGAAUUAGGUAUAAAUGUAAAAAAUAUUUAAAAAAUUAUUUAUCGAAUUAAUUCUAUUUUAUCGUCAUCCGUUUAUCCGUUAAAUUAUAAUAAUCAUUUUUUUUUUUAUUCGGUAAAUAUGUCGAUUUUGUUAAAUUUCUGAAAUUUUUAACAACAUUUUAUCUUCAAUAUUUUCCUACUUACACGUAACGUAAAUUAUUGUUAUCAUUAAAUUUGUGCCCAGUCGGCCUAUAUCUAUUUAAUGAAAGGUCUUUGGUCUCUAUAGUCAUGAGAAAUUCGAGAGAUAACCGAUGUAUGGCUCGUAUAUUAUAUGUUUUUUACAUAAGUAUAUACGUCGGUACAAAAAAUAAAACGUAUUGUUCAUUCAGUUGCGGUUCUUUCGUCGAUCUCAAACAUAGUUGUUAUAACUCGAUAAUAAUAAUAUUCAAUUUUCAUUAUUUUACGUAUAUUACAACGUUAUUUCCAUAUUAUUAUAGUACCUAUCUACCUACCUAAGUAUAUACGUACAUGAUUGACGUUGAAUAAAAUGGUUCACGCAAUAUCCUAAGAUAUGGAUGGAUCUCAGUAAGUUUAAUUUUUCCGUUUUAUUGUUUAAAAAUCUUUUAUUUUUAAAAUUGUUUUUCAAACAAGUUAAUUAAUAAUUGUAUAUUGCUUAGCGUAGAUUGUCUAAAUGUAUUUUUCUUUCGUCGAAAUUCGGUUUCAAAGUAGGGAGGGAUAAUGUUUCAUUUGAAAAAAUCCUUGCAAGCCGUUGUCAAAAAUUACUUAAAUUAUAUUUGAAUGUAUAUUGUACAUGCAAUUUUGGCGCGACUGCAAUUUAGGCACCAGUAUUAAAUUAUAACGUAUGUUUUACAGGAUUAUCAAUAUGUUAUGUAGAUAUUUGUUUAAAAAUCAUAUAAUUUUCUGGUUUCAGAAAUGUGGACCGCGUCAAAUGUAACGGCCAACCUCAACCAACGUGAGUGCGCUUUCAAUUGUUUUUUUUGCAUUUUGCAUUUUGUCAAUAUUGUCUUACGCGUGCAAAAGUGAUGAAUUUAUAGACUGGCUUAUCGUCUUCUCGUGUCCGCAAUUGUCAAAGAAAAAUAUGUUUUCUUCUUUUAACAUUCACACGCUGUUCUUAUACCUUGUCUUAAAAUUCCGGUGAGCUCACAUAUUUGCUAUUGCGAUAUUUUUGACAAAAAAAAUACAAUUAUAAUAAUAAAAAGCUUAUGAUUUUGAUAAUAAUAUUAUAAACUUUGUUCAUAGUGACAAAUUUGACUAGUUAAUGAUUCGCAACAAAACAAGUACCUACUAUACUACUUAUUGUGUGUUUGCCAUAUUUUUUUAGUAGAGUACCUGUAUGCUUAAUCUACGCGUUUUUUAAAAAUUAAAUUAAAAAUAUAUUUUUAUUUCGUACGGGCGAGCGGUGAACAUUUAACCGUAUAUUAUUAAUAAUUUAAUGAACAUACACUGCAGCAGGCGCAUGAAAUAACUUAGGUAGGUAGGUAUACCCGUGUACAGUUUUAAAACAUGUGUCAAUAUGUAUACUAUGUAUACUGAUUAUUUAACAGUUUUAAUUUAAGUAAACCAGACGAAAAAAAACCCAGCAUAUGUUUUUUCCUAUACGAUUUAGGUCUUGAAUAAUUGCGUUCGUACAACCAUUGAUCGUUUAUUUAUAUAAUAAAGUCAGAGGUACCUAUCUAUGUUCUAACAAUAAUCAUAUACUAGCAUGUUAUCUUAUUAUGUUACCACAUUUUUCUACCUGUUACAUUUUAUCAACAAUAAUAUUAUUCCACAUUCCACAGUAGUUAUUUUGUAACUGUAUAACUAAUGUAAUGUACAUUUAUGUUUUUUGGUUUUGUAAAUUUUUUUAAUGAAUUGUUAAGUUUUUUUUAUUGUAUUCCGACUAGAAAUAAUUAACAUUUAUGCCGUUUGUUCUAGCACAAACUAUUGCUUAUAUUAAUAUAAAUAUUGGAUCGGAUUUUUAACAAUAUUAAUAGUGUUGAAUUUGGAAGGGUUUCGUAAAAAAAAAAAAACAAGUCAGGAAAGUUCACUCUAUAAACAUGCUAAGUUUCCGGUUUCUAAGCAUGUUUUAAACAAUGAACUAUAUAAUUGCAUACACAUUUUUGAAAACUUUAGUAACCUAAUAUAUUAUGCUUAUGUAUAUAAACCUAAAUAGAAUACAAAUCUUAAUUUGUUAAUAAUUAUUCUUAAUUAAUUAUUAAGAAUUAAUUAUUCUUCUUCUUUGUGUUUGCCUUCAUCCCAACCAUUUGGGGUCGGGUAUCCUCGUUUGUAAUAUUCACCUAUUUUGUUAAUAUUUGACAGGACAUUUGUAAAAUUCUUUAAGUGUUACUUGUAAGUAUUAUAAUUAUAUAUUUUUUUAGAUUCUAAACGAAGUGAGAAAUCCGUUGGUCUUACUAUGAUAUAUGGUUAUUAUUUUAUUUUAUCUUUCGUUGAAAACAUUUUCUAUCAAAACUCUUACUCCAAACAAAAAAUGACAAUAAGGGACGGUCUUUGUAUAAUUUUGGAUGUAGUUAGUGAAUUUUUGGAUUUUCCAAUUGGCUUUCACAGUAAUUGGGAAAAAUUAGAAAAAAACAUUUUGUAAAACAGAUAAAUAUUGAUGUAAUAUCCAAAUACUACUUAUUUUGGUGGUUCUCGACUGGAAGGAGUCACAGAAACUGAAUUACACUAAAGGAGGAAUCCAUGUUAUGAGUUGAAAAAUUAAUUAUAGUUUGAUGUCCUUAGUUAGAAUUUGUAUUUGUUUUACGGGAGUGUUUAAAUAUUGUUUAUUGGAAUUUUUACUUUUGAUGAGUUAAUUUGACUGGUGAGUGAUGAAUCUUGUGAAAUUAUGGGUAGGUCCAGUAACAGAUCUAGAGUUUCACAACUGUGGGUCAGCUAUUUUUGAGAGGCUACUUUUUAGUGUCAUUAAUUAGGACUAAGGACACACUCAGGAAUUUUUUUAAGAGAGGAAGGUCUAAAUAAAAUUAUUUAAAAUCACCCGUUAUGGCUGUUAUAAAAACAUAUUAUAUUAUACAGACAUAAUAUUCCGAAUACUUUUUAAAAGGACGCCACAACCGCAUUUACUGUCCCCGUCUUACAAACACGUGACAUAUGACAAAUUUUGUGCUGUUAGUUUUAACAUUAUAGCAAAUUGGCUUAUAACUAAAAUUUAAGGUAAAAAUAUUAUAUGUGCCCUAGCGUUGAUUUUUUUUCGAUAUUUUAAUUUUUAAGCAAGAUAUAAUCAUUUUUCAAUUGUGAUAUUUCCACAUAUUCAUACCUCGUUUAAAAAUAAAAAUAUCGAAAAAUCAUCAAUGCUAGGGCACACAUCACCUUUAAUUUUGGUAAUAAAUCAAUUUACUUGAAUAUGGAAAUUAAGGGUACGAAAUUUGCUCUACUGAACACAGAUUUGCUGUCUCGCAUUUGUAAGACGGAGACAGUAAAUGUCGUAUAAAUAAACUAAGUCCUCUUAAAAAGUAUUAUUGUACUCUUAUUUAAGUAUUUCUAAAAAUUGUAUUAUUUUAUCCCUAGAAUAAUUUUUCUUAGUCUCGUAUUAGAUUGUUGAAUGCUUAACUGGAAAAAUAUUAUUUUAUUUUCUCGGAAAACACUUUUACGGUUAGUAAAAAUGGUCUGUCUGACAUAUUACUUUAAAAUAUACAUAAUUUUUCACCCAGUGGUAUUUGAUUUAAAACAUUUUUCGAAAUUCCCAAUAGUUAAAAUAUAAUGUAUAAUUAUUAACAUAAUAUUUAUAGUUCCCUCAAAUUAUCCGAACUUAACUUUACAUUUUUAUUAAAAUCUUCUUCUUCUCCUUUGCCUUGAUCCCAAUUAUUUAGGAUCAGUAACUCUUGUCUUAAACUCAAACUCAACCCAAUUCCCCGCAUCGUCCUCGCAUUUACCCACCAUCCUCAUAUCAUUUUCAAUUACAACCAACCAUCUUUUUUUCGGUCUUCCUUUCCUAUUCAUUCCUUUUACGUUUAUUUUCAUUGAAAAACGCUACAUUUUGCUGAAAGUAUUUGAAAAAUAUGGAAACGGAAAAAUUUGAAAAUACUUUUGUAAAAUAUUUGAAUACAUAUUCUGAAUACUAAUUUUUGUAUGUAUUGGAAUAUUUAUUCUAAAUACUUUUAAAAAUAAUUUUACUCAAGUUUGAUUCUCUGAAUAUACAUUAUUAUAUGCUUCAAUUUAUAUAGUUUAUAAUGAUUGUUUUCAAGUGAAGUAUAUAUCUGUACCUAAUAAAAUACUUUUUUUAAUAUUUCAACCAUUUGGGGAAGGGGAAGGUUAAGGUACUUAUUGAUUGCUUUGUUUUUAUUAUCAGGUUAUAAAUAUAACAUUUUAUCAGUUCUGCGAACGCAUUCUAUUAUACUACUACAGCAGAACCAGAUAAUAAAGGAAGGUUCUUGGUUAUCAGACUUGGGUGGUAUUUUUUUUUUAUCUCAUUCAACAAUAACGUGACCUAUUUUCAAUAGGGAUAUAGGAAAUACCAGUGACAGAUCACGCCAUGUAGGAUAAAGAUAUGAUUUUAAUAUUACUUAUAGAUAAUUACUCACUUUGCUGUAUAUGUACAUUUUCAGUUCUUUUUUAGAGACCAAAGAGGCCAAUUUUAUCAUCAAAAAUUAAUUGUGGGUCAAGAGACCACCUGAACUCCCUUCCUAUAGAUCUUUUACUGAGUAUGUCAGUUUCAGAAUGAUAUUUAACUAACUUCAAAUAUUGACGAAAUGAUUUAAAAUCAAUCAAUUUGAAUAUUGUCUACAUGUAUAUAAUAUACUAUGAUUAAUAUGAAACAUUAACAUCAACCUGCAUUCGAUAUAAAUGUUAUUUUUUAAACAAAUUAUUCAAUUCGUGUACCGGUUUUAACCGUAAAAGUAUGGCAAUUAUGAUAAUUUAACGUUAGAAAAUGAUUAAUCUAAUUUAUUCUAUACAAUUCUAUAAUAGAAUUUGUAUCGUAUUUGAAAUAUAACGCAUGCUUUUUCGUGAAUUUUCUCGCGAUAAAUAUUUUUGAAAAUAAUAUAUAAAGGAACGUUAUUACGUUAAAUAUUAAUAUAGUAUUUUAAUAAUAAUUGUUAUUUAUAAUAAUAUACUCAAACACUUCAAUAUAGUUAAAAUUUAUUUAAUUUAUGAAUGUUAUUAUAUAAAAUAAUUUUGCCGCCGCAACUUGAGACGGAAAUAAAUAAAUAUUCACGGUCACGGGAGGGAUAGCUGGCACACACACACACACACAUACACACAAAAAUUAGAUUAGAAGUUUUUGUCAAUAAUUAUUGUUAGUAGUUUUAAGUUCCGGAAGAGAUUAACGCCGUACGGCAGACCGGUGUACCUUUACCUACCUUUAGUCUGUUUUAACCGUUCAUACCGUGAGCAGUGGUACCGUAUGUAAGGCUUUUUGCGUUUCUUGUAAACUUUUACUAAUGUUGCGGCUCUAAUAGCUUACAUACUUGAAGUAUUCCAGCGUCUCAAAUAGACGCCUGUUUAUUAUUAAACCGUAAUACUAUUGUUACCUACUAUUAUUAUUGUUACCGUUGUGAAUUUUGAUUGUUGUGAAUAAGUUUUAGUUUAGGAAUCGGUACAGGUAGCAGCUGGUCAGCAGUGCACCGACUUAGGUACUGUGAGUUUAUUUUCGUACAUAUUAUUUUAGUAGAUAUUUAUGAUAUAUUGUUGAAGGUUGUGCUAAUCGCCAAAUAAUUUGUUAUUUUUUAUGUUCUCAAAUCACCACGAUUUCUUAAUUAUUUGCGCAUUCCGAUAUUGUAAUUUUAUUGCUGUGAAUUAUUUAUCAUGUAUAUCACUUAGUUUCUGAAUUUAUUAUUGUAUAGCAACAUAGUUGCCAAUUAAUUUACCGUAUUCGACUUCAUUUAGUUUCCUUUUUCCGUUAGUUAUAUGUACACACGCAUUUCCAUAUACACACAUACACGUUUAUACAGAACACGCGUUACAUAGCUGGACAGUAUUUGCGACCCCGACCACUGCAGUUCGAGCUAUCACACCACUACACAUCCAGCUGUCCUUCCAUACCCUUGUACCUAGGUGUUAGUGGUGGACAAAAGAAAUUGGUGUCCGGGUGCGCGUAAUAUCGCAUUACGUUCCCAGCCCGUUCAAAUAAUAUAAAAUUAAAAUUUACUCAGACACAAACGGUGACAUUUUGUUUACCUUGGUAUUAGCGUUUAAUCUAUCAAAAUGCUAUAAUAUAGUUAUUUGUGUGGGAGGGUGGGAGAAGAGGAAAAUUCAGUGAAAAAUAAUUUAUUGCUGUUUACGUUAGUUUCAAUUAUUUCGUAUUUAUAAUAUUUCUUGUCAAUUGUUAAUUUUUAAUUGUGAUGAAAUCUACUAAAAACCUCCGGUUGUUAAAAUAACCAUUGAUAAGCUGUUCAAUCAAUCUGAUUUUUAUUUAAUAUAUUAUAUGAUUAAAAAUAGUGUUUAUUCUAUGUUCUUUAACGCUACACAGUAUGCAAAAUAGUAUAAUAUUCCAAAACACGUUUGUAAAGUUUUUCUAACCUUAACAAUACUAUAUUGUUAAAAUAAAAAACAAAAAAAUAAUAAUAGUAACAUAAUUUGUCUCUGCAGACGGAAGCGUAAUAAACGAAAUCCUUUUAUUAUUAUUAUUUAAAGCGUUAUCAACCGACCUCAUUGAGGUUAAACCUCAUAAGCCGUUGCAGACAAUGUGAUGACUUCACGAUAAGUUAUAUACAUAUAUAUCACAAUAUACAAUAUAUCUAUAUUAAAUAUAGGACUGAAUGUGUGGUUUGCCGAAAUCUCAUUAUUAUUCUGGAAAGAUGCAUACACGAUCCUACAUGUACAAACCGAUAUGUAGAAUAUUUUUUAUAUGUGUAGGUACAACUCUGUACAAGUGGAUUAAAAAAACUGGUAAAUUAAUAAGACAAUUAUUAUGGGCGUACGAUCAAUGCCACUACUAUCAGUUUUAAUUAGUGUAGUCAUUUGCGGACGACUUUUUUUUUUUAUUUAUGCUUGCACGUUUUUAUAGAUGCAACAGGUUUUUAUUUUGAUUGUAGAAAAAAAAAACAUAAAAGCGGAACAUACUUCACAUCAUGAGUAGGCAACUAUUUUAAAAUAACAAUACAAAAUUUAUUUAGCAAAUAUAUAUAACAUUUUACAAUAAUAUACAGAAAAAAAAACAAGUUAGUAUUCGCAACUCCCCUUUAAGCAUAAAGCUUGUGAGCUUGUGUUUUAGAUGAGAAGUUAUAGGAUAUAGGAUAAUUUAGUUUCUAUAUCAGAGCCGUGUUAAGGCAAUUAUUACUCAAGUGUAUUCAUUUUUAAGCGCCCUCUCUAAGGGUCUUACUUGGGGAUUAUUUGGGGGUUAAUAUCUUACAAAUUAGUUGUUUUUUUUUUACUAUUUUAAUAAAUGAAUAUUAAAAUGUCAACAUUUUAUCUUUUUCAAAUAAGAUUCUUCGAUUAUCUUGAAUUGUUUCUAAGCAUACAUACUAUGGGUAACUAGGUUACACUUCUAAUUACUAAAACAAUGUUCAUUAUUACUUGGGGGAAUCUAGAAAAAUUUUUCUAAUAAGAUGUUUAUUUUUUUAAUUUUUUUAUUUGUUAAAACUUUUCAACCAGAAGACUUACUCGGAUUUCUAAGCGUAGCAGCUUUUCUGAAAGGAAAUCGGUGUAAAAAGGUUCUUUUAAGAAGGUAAUUUUUCGAUUUUCUCAGGAGUUUUCUCAUAAAAUUUGAAAAACCGAAAAAGCGGGAAUGUGUACGAAAUAUAUUACAAAAAUAUUACUUUAUUUUUUUCCCCAUGCACAACUUUUCUACUAGCAAUUUUGCUCCAAUUUUCAAUAAUAGCAAUGUCUCUGAAAGGAAAUUUUACUAAAGAGGUACUUUAAAGAGGCUCUUUUUAAAUUUUCUCAGUAGUUUUCUCUUCAAAUUUGAAAAACUGAAAAAAAAAAGGUAAAAAUAAAACAUAAGGUAUACGAGUUAGUAAGUUAAAAUAUAUUACGGCCUUUUUUUUUUCUGUGCACAAUUUUUCUACCAAAAAUUUUCAAUGAUAGAAAUUUUUCAAAAAGAAAAUUUUACUGGGGAGGUACUUUAGAGAUGUAAUUUUUGAUUUUUUUAGGAGUUUUCUCAGCAAAUGUGAAAACCCGGAAUAAAAUAUGGGAAAAACGUAGGAAAACAGGGAAAAUCGGUACAAGAUUAAACAAAUAUUAUUUAAGAAAAUAUAUAAAGUUUAUUUAAUUAUUUUAAUAUAUGAUAAAAUGAAAUAUAUAUUGUUGAAAAAGCAUCACUAUCAAUGAACUCCGCUCAGAAUCGUUUUUUUGUGAGCAAUGGUUUAUCGUUGCCUAUAACAGUGGAUGCGCCCGUCCCCAAUAUCCUAGGACGUCUUUUUUAUUUUAUUUUUAUUAUUUAUUUUUAUUGUUUGAAGCGUUUUAUCUGCGAGCUCUGUGGUUCAGCCAAGUAGCAUUGCAAAAUCGAUACCUAAUAGCUAUGAUAACAGCCGAUAAAACUAUAAAACAUAUUAUUACAACGCAGCUUUAGUUGUGUUAAAUGUUAAUAUUUGAACAAUAUUGUUUAAUGUGUACAUUGUACAUGCGUUAUACCUACUAACAAAAUAGUAUUAAUAAUGUUGCAUUAUUCGUAUGUGAUGGUUGGUUUGCAUCGUUUUAUUAUCUGCCGUUAAAUGCGUUAUUUAUGGCUAAAAAACAUAAUCAUGUGUUAACAACCACCCGUUAAUCCCGAAAAUCGCAGUUUUUGUUUUUAAAUAAUUUUUUUCUGGCUACAACAAUAUUUUUUUAUGGAUAGUAUGAUUAUCAUACUAUUAUAUAGCCGUGCGCGUCAUACGCUAUUCGUAUUGUAGAUGGUGCGAACAGUUUUGCAAGGAAUCAAUAAAUUGUUUUAUCGAUCUUCCUAUAUACCAUUUUUGGAUUGAUUUUUGAAAAAUAUCAGUCAAUUAGGCGGAUUCAGUAGAAUUCAGCAUCCAUUUUGAAAACUAUACAGUUAUUGCAGGUAAUUAUAUUUUCGGUUGCACUCAUCAGUAGGUAUAAUAAAUAUAAUAGAUCGUUUCAUCUAUAUAAAUGAUGGUUUUUUCCAACACAUAGUUUGACCGUUUACUCGGAGGGUUUUGAAUAAAUUUGAUUUACAUACAUUACUUUCAAUCAUCAUGGAAUUGUUUAAGGUUUAUUUCAAUACUAUUUUCAAAUGUUCAUCCGUAAUCUAUAUAUUUCCAAUGAGUUUUACAUUUUUAAACAGCAGCACUCCAUCCCUUUUCAACACAUAUUCGAAAAAAAAAAAUAUUUUUCUAAAGACGUGUAUAUUGGAUUUACCGUUUACUAGUUAAAACCAUUUGCAAUUCAGAUGGAAGGAGUGAGGAAGGGUAAUAAAUGUCAUGUUCAUUUUUUAUUGAAUAAUGCUCUUUCCUACUACACUGGCAAUAAAUUUUUAACUACUAUAACUAAAGACCAGAUUUUUAUGUCUUAACAUAAAAAUAUAUGUAGUUUAUUGAGUAUGUGUAGUUAUUUUACUAGAGCAAAAAUAAUGAUCGAUUUAUCAACAUCGAUUUCACAUCAAAAAUAGACUUUUUUUUGCAUAUUUGAGAAUAUUUCGGGGUCUAAGGAUAAUUUAAUUUAUUUAGUAUCUUUCAGAAUAUUUUGUGAAUUUUGUGAAAAAAAAAAUUAUUGCAAUUUUAAAUUAUGAUUACACAUUUGUUAUUUUAAAAUAUUUUAUAUCACUUGCUUGUGCAUCUUUUUCUAAAAGGGAAAAAACGAACGUUAUAAAACAUAUUUUGAUAUUCAUUAAUUAUUAUUUUUGCUUAAAACCCAUAUUUCUUUAUAAUUUAUAUAUUACAAUAUUUCUAAAAUAGGUACGUUUUUGUGACUAACACUUUUUCUCCCUUUGCACUUAACCGAAAUCAAUGAAAGUGGUAGGUAGGUAACAUUUUAAAGGUUAAGUUACCUUCUACUGACGAAUUGUUAAUUUUGAACAGUACAAUCUAGUAUUUCUAAUUUUUAAGAGAAAGAGAAUAUUAUUAGGUUUUUUUUUUUUUUAGAGAAUAUCAGCAUCGUAAAUCAGCUUUUUAUUUUACCAUACAAAUUCGUGUCCUAGACUUAUAGCACACAUAAUUAUUAUGACGUGCUAUUUGAAAAACAACAGUCUACACAUGUAAUUAUAUUUUAAGGGUGCAGUUUGCAAUGAGGAUUCAAUCUCGAAAAUAUUGUAAGUAUCACGUUGAGCGGGGAGAUAUGGGCCCUCCCCCCCGUUCCCAAACGGCGCCACUAACUCAUUGCAUUAUUACAAAUUAGUGCCCACAGACAUUUUUCCAAGGGGGUGAGGGGAGAUUUAAUAGUUUAUACUUUGCGCAAUAUAUAAUUCAAUAAAGAAAACAAAAACAGACAAAUUAUUUAAACACAACAAGUUUGUCAGCUGGUGUGGCAGGGGGCAAAGGCCCUGUAUUGCCCACCCCCCUCCGAGCGUUUAUGUAAUUACAUCGCUUAGUUUUAAUUUGAAAACUAAACCACCACGUGCCGUGCGAUAAACUAUUAUCGUAUUUAUUAUUAUUUUUGUUGUCAAAACGUCGUCGGACCGCGCGGUCAUCAUUCGCCGCCGCCGCCGGGUACGGGCGUUUAGUCGUGCGGCCGGCAGGAUAGACGCCCGGCGUGGCGGCGGCAUUAGUUGUAGACGGCCGAGAGAUUUCCCAAUUAUACACGUCACGAGCCCGAAAUAUAUAUUUUUAUUUGUGUCUCGCGCGCGCAAUUUGUGCGUGUGUGUGCACACGCGCGCUGUAUAUAAAAUACAAUACCAGUACGGGACGGCGGUCGGGAGAGUCCUCUGGCCGCUGGCCAGGAUAUGCGCGACAUUGCGUGCGUCACGAGCGUCCGCCGCCGCCGCCGCCGCCGCGGUCGACGUCUCGCAUUCGUUCCGUUCCCCGAAGAGCCAAGAGCCUCUUGUACGAAAUUAUAACGAUUUGGCAACGGGCAGCGGGAUGCCGCGGCAGAGCCGGUGUCGCCUCCAUCACCGCCGUUCACCGCCGCACACGGCGCGUAUACGAUCGGCGGCUGCGGCGGCGGUGGACCUAUAUCGGAUUGUAGGUUAAUCACAAAUCGAGUGCCGGGUCGACACGAACUAGGUCGACCCCGCUUUGAUGUGCGUGCGAAUUAUUAUUAUUAUUAUUAUUAUUAUUACAACGGGUCGGCGCUCGACGCGUGAUUAAACGGUCGGCGACGCGACGCGCGACGAUGAUGCCGAUGCGCCAGCGUCCCGUAAUUCUGCGACAUUUUAUAAGUCCGGAUUUCAAAUAAAUUUCAUGUUUCAUAUUUCAAAACCCGGAUUAUCGCGAACUGAAGCGAAUCCGGGGUUUUUUUUUCCACCGCUGUACAGUAUACUAUAUGCGUUUUUCUCCCCUCCGUAUUACCGCGGCCUACCGAUCCCGGUGCUGUUUGGACACGAAACUUCCGCCUAGAAAUCCACAUUCUUCAGCAAUCCAACAAAAUCAGAAAAUAGCAAGUUUUGAAUCCGUAAUCGGGGUUUUGUUUUUAAAAAUCUGCACGAAUCAAGUGGUUUUUAUAGACAGUUAUAAUUGUUGGAUCGAAAAUUCGAAUUUUAAUUUAGUUUUAAGAUUUUCUCAAGCUAGCGAGAUUUUUAUGUACUAAAAAAAACGAUCAAGUACCGGAUAUUAUUAUAUUAUCAGACAAUAAUAGUAUUUCAAAACCCAAAUAACGAGUGUGGGGCUCGUUUUGUUACAAAUUCGUUUCAUGUAUUUUUGAAUACAAAUAAGACAUUUAAUUUUUGUCAUUUUUUUUUUUUUUUUGAAGGUUUUUUCUAGGCUUUAUGUAUUCCAUUUCCAACCCAAGUUAUAAUACAUCUAUGCUAUCUAUAUGAUAUAUUUAAAUCCAUGUCAAAGUAUAUGAUAAUUUAUCGAUAAUCGUAUACAAUCAUUAUAUUAUAUUUGAUUUAGUCAAAACGAAUUUAAAUUAUAGUAAUAAUUUUACAAUUACUAUAAUAGAAACGUAAAAUCGGAAUUUCAAAAUCCGAAAUUCUCAAAUCAGGAUUUGCUCCAUUAAUAAAAUUCCGACCGACAAAUUAAUGAUUAUAUCGUCCUAAUAAUCUCGAAAUGCCCUAGGCGUUAGCUGUCUUACAGAUAAUAUUAAUUUCAUAUAAUUUUAUGUAUUAUAUUUCGUUAUUCAUGAAUGAACAUUUUAAUAAUAUUAUGUUGUUAUGAUAAAUAAAAAUUUGGGAUUUUUCUCUCGAAACAAAUUUUAUCCUGGCCGUUUUCCACCUUCUCACCCCUCGGGCUUUAGAUUUUUACGUAUUUUUCACGCGAACGAUAAAAACUAUAUUUAAUAUUAUGUACCGAAUUAAAUACACUUUCACGACGAAGACGACAACGACGAUGACCGUGACACUGAUCUUAGAAAAAGACUCUUUAAAUUCAUGAAUAAUAAUUAUAAUAAUAAUAAUAAUUUAUAUAUAUAUAUAUCUAUAGUGUGUGCCUUGUCUCGAUAACAAUUGGACGGUUUAGUAAUGAACACAACACGGAUAAUGUAGAUACAUGAACAUAUUCGACGGACACCACGUAGUGAUGUGUUAAGCUAUUGUUAUAUAUAUUUCGUUAUCGCCAAAAAAUGUUCAUUGUUUUACUGCAGCAAAAAAAAAAAAAAAACCUGCGCAUUUUAUAAUAUCAUUAGUAUGGUUUUUUGGAUUAUUUUUUUUAACGGUUAAAAUGACAAAUCAAGACUAUAAUAUGGGUGAUUCGAGCAAUAAUUUUUAAUGUGUAUUAUUAUUCCAGCUGGCGGUAUUCGAAAUUUUCAACGCCGGUAUUCGGUUUUUACUGUUAAUCGGUUAUAAACGAUUUAACGAAUCGGGAUUUACCAAUUAUUCUAUAUUUGUGGCAAUUAAAAUUAAAAAAUACCUAAACUCCGCAACAUGGGUGGAAUGUUGAGAAGAUAGGCGUAGGCAACAUGAAUUUAGUUUAAUUACUGUUAGCCAGGGCCCUAUUUACGCAAGGACAUUGUGGGUAUUUGUUCAGGGCCAAUGCGGAUCAGGAGCCCACCUACUGGAUUUAAUUAUUCUUUUAAUUUUAAUUAAUUCUUAAAAUUGAAGAAUACCAAAAAAAGUUUACACAGUCGAAAAUACUUGUAAAAAUAUAAAUUAUUUUUUUCGGUUUCAUACAAAAUAUAUGUGUAUGAGAUAAGAAAUAUUUGUAUUAAAUUGAUUAAAAAUAUGCCAACUUUUUCUUUUUGUCCCGGGCCUAAAAAGUUCUAAAUCAGGCUCUGCUGUUAGCAGUGUAAGCAACGAUGAAUUAUUGCAAACAAAAAACGAUUCUGAGUGGAGUUCAGUUCGGCAAACAUUCUUAAUUUUUUUUUUUAAUUUUCUCAUAUUUAAUAUCUAAAAAAUCCGGAAAAAAUGUUAAAUAAGGUACCGCCGAACGGAGAAUUCGCAUAUUCUAAGUUAUUUUCUGAAAAAUUAAAUUAAAUUUACUGAUUUACUAUCGAAAAGGUGUUUUCUGCGAAAAACCCUAUUAUUGUAAAACUAUUAUUGUUCCUUCACUCUAUUUUAACCUAACGUGUUACCCAUCUGAAUUCACACUACGUAUUAUAUUAAUUAGUGAGAAGAGGUAAGCUCAAUUUAUUGGAGCGAAAAAGCUUAUGGUUUUACAAAGAUGUUUAUUUAUUUUUUAUUUUCUUCUGUGGACCACUUUUCUACCAGAGGACUUGCUACGAUAUUACGUGUAGUACCUUUUCUGAAAGGUAAUAAGUGUAGGGAGGUACCUUAGAGAGGCCAUUUUUUGAUUUUUUCAAGAGUUUUCUCAUCAAAUGCGAAAAGCCGAAAAAAAAAACGAGAAAAUGUACGAAAUAUAUUUGUAUAAUAAUACGAUUUUGUUUUCAACAGCUUUUCCAACAGGAAUUUUGCUCCAACCUAUAAUGAUAGCAAUUUUUCUAAAAGGAAAUUUCACUGGAGAAGUACUUUAAAGAGGUGGUUUAUCGAGUUUCUUCGGAGUUUUCUCAGCAAAUUUGAAAAACUGGGGAAAACAGGUAAACCGGGAAAAACGUAGGAAACCGGAGAAAUUGGUACAACAUUAAACAAAUAUUAUUAAAAACAAUAUGUAAAGCCUAAUUAAUUAUUUUACUAUAACAUUUAUAUUUUGUUGACAAAGCAUCACUAUCAACUGAAUUCCACUCAGAAUCGUUUUUUCGUUAACAAUGGUUUAUCGUUGCUUAAAGCUAUACAUCAAAUUACCUAUAACAGUGGUUGCACCCGUCUCUAUUAGGACGUCCUUUUUUUUUUAAUAAUUGGUGUUUUAUUUACAGCCCCAGUUUUAAAGGUUUUUUCCGUUUUCGUUUGUUUUACAUAACAUUUUUGUUAUAUUUUCCAUUAGAAAAACACAGGACGGUAUUUCUAUUAAACAUGUGAUAUUACUCAAACAUAUACUAGAUUCGUCAGUUGCCUGCGGAUUAUAAUAUUUUAAUGACUCGCAUGUAUGCAUCAGAUGUUAGUAAUAUGUAUAAUACUCGUAAAGUAGUGAUUCUUGACCUUUUGUGAUUCGUGUCACCUUUGUCUACGAGAAUCAAACACUGCAUUGUCCUAUGAUUAAAAUAUACAUAAUGAAUUGAAAAAAAUUAUAGAUUUAAACUGUACAUUUUUGAAGAAAAACAUAAGUGACUUUGACAAAUUAAAAUUCCGUAUCCCCCCCCCUCACGAAUAUUUUGUGACUUCUAUAUACUGUGUAUCCAUAUCACCCUAGUUGAGAACCACUAUUGUACUAUAUAAAGUUAAAUCGCAUUACUUGUUUUAAUACAUCGUUUGUCUAUGCGCGAUUCGGUUAUUUUCCGAUUUUUUGUUUCGUUGUACUGCACUUAAAAAAAAAAAAUAGGUAAGAUAAUAGGGACGGGUGCAGCCACUGGUGUAGGUGGGAAGUUGGGAAGGUAGGAUAUAGAUGGGAGUUUAAUGUAUAUCUGUAAGUAACGAUAAACUAUUACUUACGAAAAAACGAUUCUGAGCAGAGUUUAGUUGAUAGUGAUGCUUUGUCAACAAUAUAUUUGCCAUAAUAAUAUGUAAAAUAAUUAAAUAGGCUCUGUAUAUUUUCUUUGAUAUUAUUUGUUGAAUGUUGUACCGAUUCCCUUUGUUUUCCUACGUUUUUCCAUGUUUAUCCCGGAUUUUCACAUUUACUGGGAAAACUUCUGAAAAAAUCAAAAAAUUACCUUUCAAAAGUACCUCCCCAGUAAAAUUCCCUUUUAGACAAAUUGUUAUCACUGAAAAUUGGAGCAAAAUUGUUGUUGCAUAGACAAAAAAUUCGUAAUGUUAUAUUUAUUAUAUUUUGUAAAUUUUCCCGGUUUUUUUUCGAUUUUUCUCAUUUGAUCAGAAUAUUCCUGAGAAAAUUAUUUCUUUAAUGUACCUCCUAACACCGAUUUCCUUUCAGAAAAUAUGCUACACGUAGAAAUCUGAGCAAGUCUUCUGGUAGAAAAGUUGCACACAUAUAAAAAAAAUAAACAUCUUUGUAAAACUAUAAAAAACUCCUUCGCUCCAUUCAGAAUCUAAAAUACAAUUUUUACAUCCUGGCUAUGUGUAUAGUCAUAAUAAAACUACAUAACUUAUGAACUCACAUCCUGUAAAUAUCUAUAAUUCAUUAAUUGACUUCAACAGUUUACACCUCUUUAAAAUAUUAUCAUUAUUAACUGUAUGAAACGUCCGAAAGAAUACCAAAUGAGUAAAUAGUCAAUAGAUAUAGCGAAGAAACAUCCUAUCAUUAUAUUUGUAAAUUAAUUUUUGAAUUCUUAUUAUUUUAAUUUUUAGUUUAUUCCUUUCCAUUCAAAUUAAGCGUACACCCAUCACGUAUUUAAAGUUGUGAUAGGUAAUGUAAUUUAUUUCAAUCAUAAAAUAUAUAGUAUUUUUUAAUUGUAUUAUUAAUGUAUUUAUAAUUAUUACACGUUUAUAAUAGUAAAAACUAUUUCAUUAAUAUAUAAUGUUGAAACGGAUUUUUUUACCGGUUGAAAAUCUAUUGUCGAAGUCGGGUAAGUAAGUACCGGAGUUUGCAAUAAAUGUCAAACAAUGGCAAAUAAUAUCACUGUACUUUAUCAAAUUCUGAAAAUUUGACAUUGAAAUAGCGUGUACUGAAAGAUUUGUCAUUCCCUCGCGUGUUCAGAGCGUUUCAUCAGGUGAUUCAGGUUAUUCGAUGCAAAAUUCUCUGUUAAUAUUCAACAAUUUUUUUUUAUUUCCUAUAGGUUUUAUGGCAAACUGACACAUUCACAUUAUAUCUACAAAUUAAAUUCAUUUACUUUCACCUCUUCAAUACUACUUAUUUGGUCGAAAGAUUUCAUAAUAGUCACUAAAACUAUAACUAUAUAUAAACGAUAUAGGUAAUAUUAUAGGAAUUUUACAUUUUGGAUUUUGGAUUUUUCACAUUGUUUAAAAUUUUGAACUCAUUACUAUUAUUAUAAUAAACCGUGUUGUUAUAUCGUGACAAUGUUUAUACGUUUGAAAUAACUAUAUGACCUGUGGGCAAUAUUUUCAAACACUUGUUUGACAUAAAAUUAUUCUAAAUGUAACACUAAUUAAGAACGAGAUUUUAAGUACUUAGAUGAUAAUAAUAAUGAUGUCUGUGGUUUUUUUUUUAAUUGUAUUAAAAUAACGACGAUCACCGAUAAUCAUCUUUAAAUUAACUGCAGACAGCAAUAAUAAAUAUAAUUAUUUAUAAAAUAUUAGGAAACUGAAACUUUUAUACAGAUUAGUUAUUAGUUAUUACAAAGGAAACGUGCUAUUAAUAAAAAUAUCACAAACGUUUUAAUACACAAAGUAUACAAAAUUAUUAAUAAUAUCAUAUUAAAAAUAAUAACUCGGAUAUGUUAUGUGGCACUCGGAAAAAUAUAUCUUAGUUUACUACAAUUAAAAUCCAGGGUAAAAUAAUUGGAAGAAGAAACUGUGAAAGAUUUCAAGUGUCUUGAAUGAUGGACAACCUCAGAAAAGGGUUCAACACAUCUACGAAUUCACUAUUCAGAACAGCCAUUAAUAAAGUCUAAAUUUCUAACAUGAUUGCCAACUUUAGAUAACGAAUACGGCACUAAAAGAAGGAGAAACACAAUUAUUUAUUUUACAUAGCAACUAACCUUUAUUAAUUUUAGUAGUUUUUCACUGACCGUGAACUGAAAUACGAUGUGAAUUCGCCUAUAACGUCUUCGAAUGCAUUAAUAUUAAUUUUAAUUAGUCAUCGAUAGAUAUCUAUACGAAAUUAUUAUCUGUUUACGUUGGCCAAUAAAAUUGUUAUAAGAUUAUUUUUCGUCAUCUUGUUCGGUUCCACUGUUAUGGUUAAGAUAUUUUAUAUAAUUAUAAUUUAUUAGCAAACGCAUAUGCAUACACAAAUAUUUCGAUGAUGUUGGUUUAAGAUAUUGUAACUAUACACAUAAUGCAAAGGUUAGGUUAGAUUACUUCAUCUAUAAAAAAACGUAUAUUUAUUAAAGGUGCAUAGUUUUCAUACAUUUCCUCAUGUACUCUUCUGGAUAUCGAUAUAUAAAUAAAUCGAUAUAAUUUUCGAAAUCAAGAAAUUUAAAAUAAAUUGGCCAAAUCUUCUUCUUCUCUGGUCUCUACCCUCUAUGAAGCAUUCUAUCUCACCUCAAAUUUUCCAUCCUUCUCUUGCCUCAUAAUUAAGUCUACUAUAUUAUGUUUGUAUUUUGGAAUGAAUCCUCUGUAGCUCUGCAUAAUGUGCAGGCCGUAAACAAUUUUUAAUUUAAGGGUCUUGGAAUUAUGCAAAAAGUUUAGUGCUCAAUAUAAAAUGAAGAAUGUUCACACGGGAAUAGGUUUAUACGUCAAGUAUUGUAAAAUUAAGAAUGUAAAAUAAAUAAUAUUUGCGUGAAUUUGGUGAAUGGAGAAAAUUACACAAGGAAGAGCUGCAAAUCCUUUCUCAAUGAUUAAAUAUACUGAAGGAGAUUAAAAAAAGACGAUUUGUUUAGGUAGGAUUUGCUUGAAAGAAGCAUGAUUCGUAAUAAGAAAAGAAAUUGAGAGGAGGUCGCGGUUAAGGUAGAAAGACUGCAUGAAAUGAAAGAUAAUGGAACCUGCAAAUAAUCAGUGGAGGGAGCUGACAGAAAUUAGAGAUAGAUGGCAGAAUGAUUAUUUAGUGGUAUAGUCUUAAAUGAACGAAAACAAUAGAGGAAAAGAAGAAGAAUAUUCAGCCCAUCGCUGAUAUUGCUAAAAAAAAAAGACAUUUAUAAUUAAUAAUUAUAAAAUUGUCUUAUUUAUCACCUAAUAUGGUAUUGUAUAUAUACAUUUUUUUGAUUAAUGGCUUUUGCGUUGCUAAUGUCGAUAUACGCACGGAUAAAGCGUCGAUUUAAAAUCAUUAAAAUUGCUGUUUAUUUACGUGUGUGUGACUAAAUAUAAAUUAUAUAAAAAUAUGAUAUAUUAUAGUAUAUGAGUUCGUUGAUUCUACACAGCUAAAUUAUCUAAAACACAUUUUUACGCUGGUUUUGUGAUUGCCCAACUGUGCAGAUAUUUAAAAUAUUAUAUAGGUAUUCUUUGAAAUAUUAAUUGCAAGCUAAUCAAUUUUUACGCACCGUGGGUAGAUAUUUACAGGAAAAAAAAAAUGUUAAACGUGAUGUUAUUUUAAUUUAUAAUAUAACCUAGCCACCCAAGUAUCUAAAUGUUCCGUCAUUGUGUAUAUAUAUGCAAAAUGCAUGUGUAAGUUUAAUUCUUUGAUGUAUACGCUUUAAAACGUUGUGUUAAUUUUUGAUAAUAUUUUAAUAUUACAGUGUUUAGUAUUCGAGGUUAGGAUGUAUAUUAUUGUACUAAAGAUUAUAAAUGUACGGUUUUUAGACGGACAAGAUUAAUUAUCAUUGUAUUUCAUCGUACUUUUUCUUUUAAUAUAGUAUUUAUGUAUUUUUGUGUAUUUUUGUUGGUGGUAAAAAAAGGGCCGAUACCACUGAUGUAUGUUACAUUAUUGUAGGAGGAUGUUGGGAAGAUAGGAUAUAUUAAGUUAUUUUAUUUAUGUCUGUACGUAACGAUAAAUCAUUGCUAAUAGAAUACGAUUCUGAGCGAUGUUAGAUAAUAAAUGUUUUGAAAUUACGUGAUUUUUGUCGUAUUUUAAAUGUUAUUUACUGUUAUUACCGUAAAUUUCUUGGUUUUUCAAUCAUUACGAAAAUACAAGGGGAAAAAAAAUGAACAUUUCAGUGCACCAACGAAACAAUAUUUUCUUCCACAAAAAAUACUUAGUAUACUUGGAAAUCGAAAUAAAAUAUUUGAUAAAAAAAAGUUUUAAUAGAUAUAAAAUAUAAAAUAGUAAAACCGAUACGUUCCUAGUUGCACUCAGAAUCUAUAACGAUAUUUUUAGACGUCAGUAAAAUGUUAUAAUAUUUCAAAUGAUAAUAUUAUCUGUACGAAAUCAAAUAGACGUAAAAGCUGUUAUGUGUUUAUCGAGUUUUCAACUUUCAUUUUUUUCAGUUAACCCGGUUUUCUAAAACGUUUUUACUCCUUGGAAUUUGUAUUGUUGUAAAUGGUUUUACUUUCCACCCCCUUCCUAUAAAUAAUCGAAGUUUUUAUUCGCCACUGUACCUAAUCAAUAUAGGUACCUACCUAUAAGUUAAAGUUCAUAUAUUAUUGAUAUCGUAUAAACAUUGUUAAACUUGUAUCUUACAAUAUAAUUCAUAAUACACGCAACUAUACAGUACUUAUUAUAAUAGUAUAAAAAUUGUCUUGGUGAAAAUCGACCAAAUCCUCUUUUGGUGGAAACGUUUAAUGGUGGAAAAGGGAGAGUACAUUUUGGUAGAAAUAGGGGUGUAGUUGGAAAACGACAUGGAAUAUGUUUGAUUGAAACGUGAAUUGGUGUAAAAAGGGAAGGUUCAUUUUGGUAGAAAACACGGUGACACACCCAUUAAAGUGUGGUGGAGUACGAUUGCGUGCGGUCCUUAUCGGCGAUACCCUUUUAGGCGUACAUCAUUUUUAUUUCUAUACAACGUUGCAAAUAAUUAUACAUACUAUACUGCAUACAUGAUGCCUACCUAAACAAUAUAUGAAAUGCAAACUUUUAUAUUGGAUUUUAGACAAAUUAUCUUGAAUACCAUCACUAUUUUAGGUUCUUUAUCAUUUAUUAUUGCUGAUAACAAACUUUUAUCAAUAUUUUUGUAAAUUCCCAUAUUCUAAGCACGAAUAUACUAUAAUCACGCAUGUUGUAUGCAUAUACCUACUGACAGUUGUGUUCAUGUUCACAAUUAAAUUAAACUUAAUUUUAUUGCCAUUUUAUAAUAUAUAUAUUAAUUCAAUUUUAUAACUAAGAACAAUUUUCGAAUUGUCUGCUAUUUUGUUUUAUUUAAAUAUAUGUAACAAUUUUGGCAACCUCGCUUCCAAUAUCGCGGGCAAUCGUAUGUUUUUAAAAGAUCAAAAUCAUGUUCUUUGUUAUUCCGACACCGCGUGCAAUCGUAGUACCCAAAAAGAAAAACGCGUACAAUCGUAUUCCACACGUAAAGUAUUUUUAACAUAUUUUUCGGUCGGACGUCCGCUUUAACAUCAUUAAUUUAUUGACACCAAUAUUUUGAUUUUAGAUUCAAAUUUACGAGGUUUUUCUCGCUACCGAGUCCAAAUAUUAUAUUAUACGUAUUUUUUUUUAUUUUUAUAAGACUGAAUAAUAUUCUUUUUUAUGUACCUAUGUUAUUUCAUUUUAUUGUACUCUAGUUUUUCCAUCUAGUUUUGUAUUAUUUAAACAGUUUAAUAUCUAAGUAUACGUUCUAAAUAUUUAUUUAUUUUUUGGUAAAUGUUUGCAGGUACAGACAACCGAGAUUCAGUUCUAGACGGCAAUACCGGAGAGUUGUGUUCAAACAUGGCGAAUGUAAUGUCGUGCAAGGAAAAGUAGCCAAAAGAAGACGAAAAUAUUUACAGGUGAAUAGAGUGAAUAAUACCUACCUCGUAUAUAUUUAAAUACAUCAUAUUAUUAUUAUUAUUAUAUUGUUUAAUUGUUCGUAUUGAAAUGUUAAUUUUGGUCGGGUCAUGUGUGUGUUUUUUUUUCCAAACAAUAAAACUCAAACUUUUUUUUCACUUGUAAUUUCAAACGUUUAGCAUCUAACUUCAAAAUUAGUUUUAAGUAACGAAAAAAAAAACCCAUCUAGUAUCGCUUAUUUUAUAUUUUGAUAACUUAAAGAAUAACCGUGUGCAGCAUGAAAUUCGGGGCACGUGUAUAGUAAAAGGUCAACGAAAAAUGUACGUUAAAAAGUGUCUUAAAAAAUCAUGUUCAAUAAUUUUUUUAAAAAAAGUCCCACUAAAAUUAAUAUAUUACGUCAAGUAUAAUAUUAAUACCUCUAAUACAUUAUUUUGGAGUUACAUAAAUUGAAGAAUGAUUUUUAUGUUUUUUUUUUUUUUUUGGCAUACAUUUGGCUGCAGUUCAUUGUAUUAAAAAAAAAAAAAAACAAUUUUAUCGCGUACACGUGCAAAAUAAAGACUAGUUGUUAGUAACGUAUAUAAUGUACAAAACGCCAAGCGAAUUAAUUAUGUUUGACACGAUUAUUAGAAAUUCCACGCCCUUAUACUUUGUUCUUUUGACAUUAGAAUAUUUUUACACGCUUUUGAAUCUAAAUAAACGUUGUCGCUUCCUCGACACUGUGUUUCAGGCUAUUCACCGAUUUCUUCGUCAUCUCUUUGCUCCACGAGACUAAAUCACUAGCCUAUUUUUAGUGUUGACAUAGCGCUAUACUGUGUGUUUUUUUUUUAUUUUUUUAUUUGUAGUUCUUCACUACUACCACACUGUCCGUCAGGCGUGUAUAUAAAAUCUAGAGCGUGACAAUGGCCGCGUGUAAUAAUAUAAAAAAAGAUGGACAUACUUUGCACGAUGGGUGGGCCAAUGUUGUAGAUGAAAAGUUGGGAAGGUUAGAUAUAGAGGGGAAUAUAUUUUUGUGUGCGUCGAUUAAUCAUUGCUAACAAAAAACGAUUCUGAGUGGAGUUCAGUUACACGUGUUUUAAAAGGCCGUAACAUUUACGAUUUUCGUCUUAAUUUGAUAUUUAAAUUGUUGGAACCCCGAUAAGUUAAACCCAAAAGUUGAAAACCUUUAUGAGUACUACAUUAAACUCAAUUUUUUCUUAUUGACCACUAUAAUUACAACUUAUAGUGAACCUCAAUUAAAUUAUCAAGCAUUUCUGUUUGGUCUAACAAUAUUAUCCACAGAGUAUAUACCGAAUAAAGCUUACGUAAAAAACUCGCAAAAUUAAAAUGUUUACAAAUAACAUUAAAAUAGCUUAAAAAUUUUAUCACGUCUAAAAAAAUAAAUAUAAGAUUUCUGUCAAAAUUUCUAGUCUCUACGAGUAUUUUUAACUGAAUAAUAACAAAAGACAAAAUUGAAAAUAAUAAAGAAUUUUUAUUUCGUAAAUUGUACUGUUCUUCUUCGUAUUUUUGGGGUUUUGCUCAAUUAUUUAAAAAAGCUACUGUAAAAAUCCAAAAAUGAAUUUCUUGCUCACCAAUAAGAUUUAAAAUUCAACGAAAAAAAGUCUCUUGUUGUUUUUCUAUUGGGGCAAUAUUUUUGGUAGAAAAUAUAGUUUGUAAAAAUUAAAAAUAAUUAAAUCGGUAAUUCUGCAGAAUGUCAUAAAUAUUUGUCUUACCUACCAAUAAUUUUGUUUCUAAUUUUUUCAGACUACAGUAAAAUACGCUUAUUAGAAAUAUUUUGGAACAAUAAACGAUUGGUUUUAUUAUACAACCGGGGUCCGUCCUAUACAUUUUGUUUCAAUAACGCGAUUGUAUCAAUUAUCCGUGUUCCUGAUAAGCGAAUUCUACUGUAUUUUGAAAACCCCUUGUAAAAUCAAAAAAUUCCUCUCUAAUGCACUAACUAGAUAAAAUUUUUUUUCAAAAAGGUGCUACACUUAUUACAUCGGAGCAAGUUUUCUUUUCGAAAAGUGAUUUACAGAUAGAAAAAAAAACCACGCACACUUCAUAGUAAAACCAUUACAUAGGUCCCUCGAUACAUUCUUUAUCUAAAACACCUUAUUAUCUUGUCAAAACUCGUAAUGGAAACAGUAUUAUGCAAUUUAUUACUGUGCGCUCGUACCUACAUAAUGAAAAUAAUCUGCAAAAUGCCUGACUAUAUACUAUAAAUACCUAUUAAUAAUAUACAUAAAUAAAUAAUUUAAAUACUUUUAUUUGACGAAUAAAUAUAAUUUUAGGUCGACUAAUUAAUGCACUGAAAAAAUAUUAUUCAUUUUUUAAUACCACUAUACCUUUGAUCUUAAACAAUUUCUUUUUUUUUUUAGCUGGUUUUUAUUCGUGAAAAAAACCGCCAGCCAUAGAAUAUAAUAAUAAUAUCCUCAAGUCAAUUUUUGGCUUUUUUAUAAUUGUAUCUUAUGCAAUUUACUCAUUUUUAUUUUUUCAUAAAUAGUAUACGUAGUGCAUGCACUUUAAAAAUUUUAAUUUGCCUUUAUUGAAAACUUUACAGAAUACCCUUCUAUCUUAGGACUUUUUAUUGCAGUUUUAUACAUAAUAAAAUUAUUGGAAAAAGACCUAUAGGAAGGUUUCGAAUAUGAUGAUAAAAGACUUAGAAAUGGUUCAUGGAAACUUUGAAACUUAUUAUCCAUAAGAGGAUGUGAAUGAUAGGAACCAAUGGGACUACACGAACCGUAUUAGCUGUUAAGAAGAAGUUUUAUGCAUAAUAUAUAAGUAUGCAUUUGUGCUAAUAUACCGCCAUACCCUAAUGAAUAUAUAGGAAAAUACUGGAAACAGCAAAUUUGGAAAUUGUGAAAGAUUUAUAUUUUACGUGAGAUCCAAAAAUUAUUUGUGUCAUUACCGCUCUCAACUUAACAUCCCCUUUAUAAGCAAAUCAUUGGUAAUAAACUGUUAUACAUUUUGUAUAAAACUAAAUGUUCUAUAGUCUUAUGUUUCGGAAUCUUUACGACUCAUCUACCAAUUUUGGUCGAGAGCCUAAACAAAUUUUUCACUACGCCACUGAAGGAGUAUUUAUCGUAAAUAUACUAGUAGGUAACUGAGUAAGCCACAUAAAAGAGUAUUUAUUUUGUAUAGUAGAUGAUACUUGUGUAUCAACUGUAUUACUAUAAUAUAAUUAUGAUUUUUCAGAUAAUACAUUACAAAAUCGUACUAAGAAAAUAUUAUAUUUUGUUAACCUUUUAGGUCAGAUUCAGUUUAUUUUGAUUAUAUAUAUAUAAAUAUAUAUAUAUAUAUAUAUAUAUAUAUAUAUAAAUAUAUAUAUAUAUAGAGAGAGAGAGAGAGAGAGAGAGAGUGAGAGAGAGAGAGAGAAAGAGAGAGAGGUAUAUAAUAUAUAUUACUGUAUUUAGUGAAUAGCAAAUAAUGAGCCCAUUUUUAUGCAAUUCUAAAUAUUAAUAAUUCUAAAUAAAUAACUAUACUUGAUAAAGAUGAUAAAAUAAAUAAAAUAAUAUACUAUAUUAGUUUUUUUUUUUUUUUUGUACAAUACCACAGAUGAUAUUUACAAUUACUACAAAGUUGUAAUUUAAAUUAUUAUUUAUUUUUAUCAUCGUCGGAAAAAAUUGAAUGUCUUAAUAACUAGGUAUAAUACGGUAUAACUAGGUAUACACGGUGCGGUUGUAUCAUGUCGUCAUCGAGUGAUAAAUAAUUAUCAUCUCAAUCAUCAUCUUCAUGGUUGUUAAUUGACAGAAAAUUUUAAUUCAACAUUUUAUCUGUGAACAACUUUUCUACCAGAAAUAUUGUUCUAAUUUACAAAUGUAGCACUUUUUCUGAAAGGAAAUCUGAUUAGAGUGGUACUUUAGGGAUGUAAUUUUAUGAUUUUCUCAAUAUAUUAGAAAAACCGGAAAAAAAUGGAGAGAAAACGGAUGUACGAAAUGUAGGUAUUACUUAAAAAAUAUUAUUGAAAAAAAUGUUUAAUGCAUGCAAAAUUACUGUACCAAUUACUGUUGACAAAGCAACAUUAUCAACUGAACUCUACUUACAAUCAUUUUUCGUUAGCAAUGGUUAAUCGUUUCUUAUAGACACAUAUAAUUCAAUUUCCGUCCCCAUUAGGUAUUCUAGGGACAGCUUUUUUAAUUUUUUUUUUCAUAAGAGUAUUAAAAUCAAAAGUUGACGAGAAUCGUAAAUAUUACGGCCUUUUAAAAUAUGUAUAACCGAAUUUCGCUCCGAAUCAUUUUUCGUUAGCAAUGGUUUAUCGUUGGUUACAAGUAUAAAUAAAAAAAAACUUUAUGUAUCCUACUUUCCUAAAUAUCCACCUACAACAACGAUCGCACCCCUCCCCAGUAUCAGCUUUUUUUGUAUUAUUUUAAUUAGGUAUAUAAUAGGUAUUUGUAUUUUAAUGUUUGUAGUAGUAAAAAUAUAUAAUGUACUCUUAUGUUUUCCUUUUUUCUUGUAGUGUAACACAAAUACCUACACAAAAAUAUCACACACAUCGAUAUUUUUAUUUUAUUUUAAUUUUAAAUUGUAUACAAGGGAACAGUAUAUAGUAUUUUUAAACCCGUUGAUGAUGUAUUUUUAUUUUACUGUCGAUAAUCUUUUUUCGGGCUAAUAAACACGAUUUCAACAUAGUUUUUUGUAAAACAUUUUUAUGGGCAGACAAUUAAAAUCACAGACAGUAGGUAUUUAAUGUAUAAUAUGGAUUAUUAUUUUUUAAAUUUCCUAGUCUGUUGCCAGAAAAAUUCACUAAAGCCUUCAAAAAGAGGAAGCGUUUAAAUAUAAAUUCUGCGCUCCGAUUGUUUUUAGACCGUGAAAUCGUGCAGAUAAUUAUAAUUAUAAUUAUACAGGGUUCUGUGGAUUUAUAAUUGAUGCUUUUUUUGGAAUUUUCAUAGUCCGAAUUAAUUAUAUCUAUAUUGGUAACAACAAACUUGGUUUUGAAACUAUUAUUUUGAUGAGUUAGGGGAAAACUACCCUUAAAUUCGUUAGUUACUUACAAAAUAUAAUACAAAUGUCAAAUAGUGUAUGUUUAACAUAGUAUAGAGUAAAAAGAGGUUAUAUUUUUAUUCGCAAAAAAAUGGUUCCAAUAUUUUCAAGUCGAAUAGGUGAUAAAAUAUUUGCAAUCUUGAAUUUUUUUUUUUUUCUAAGAGAACAAUGUUUUUAAGAUAGGUGAUUAAUAUUAUUUGUUUUUUUUUUUUUUUAAAUUUCUCUGUAAACUUUAUAUUAAAAAUGACCGUCUUUUAUCUAAAUUUAUUAUCGUUUAUCUAUAACUACCGAGUGUCUUGACAAAAAAUACUACACAAAUUCCUAAUCAAAUUCAACGGAUUUUGUAUUUUUUUCAUGAAUUAUUUUUACAAAUGUAUUUUGUAUUUUAUAAUUGAAAUAUAUCAUUAUAUAUUUUGGCUAUACCUUCAGAUCAUAAUAAUAUUCAAUUUAGUUAUCCGAUUAUAAAUGUUAUUUUUAAAUUUUGAGCGUAGCAAGGAAUGUAUUGGUUUUAAUAUGAUCUGUACUUAUAUUUCAUUUUUUCUAUCUGUGAACAAAUUUACCAGAAAUCUUGUUUAGUUGAUCGAACAGAAAUGCUUAAAAUUUGAAUGAGAGGUUCAUUAUAAGUUUAUAAUCACUUUAAAACAUUAAUAACAAACUUCGUUCAAAAUCAUUUUUGGUUCACAAUAAUUUAUCGUUAUGAUAUAAAUGAAAUAGUUUUAUGUAUUCUAUAUUAUUAACUUUCCAUUUACAAAUGUGGAUUAUCAGUAUUGUCAGUUCUUUUAUAUUCGGAACAGAGCUUGUUUUGAGUUUGAUUUUACUAUGCCGUGUUUUUUUCUGUCUGUAAACAAUUUUUUGAAAAUAAAACUUGCUCUAACCGAAAAAUGACAUCCUCUUAUAUUGAUAAAUUCCCCCAUCAUCUGGUUUGAUCAACAUUUGACAGGUUUGGUAUUGCAUUCUUGUUAAAUUGUUUUUGAGUUUCUUCAGGAUACCGUGAACAUUGUAGCAAAUACAAUUUAAUUGUUUGUAAUUUUAUACGUAUUUUUAUAAUUUUAAAUUAAACUUAGAAGAGUGAUGCUUUUUAUUAAGUUUAGUUUUUAUAAAGUGGGUAGGUAUUUGCGGACGACAUCAUUUUUCCGUCCCAUAAUAAUAUUUAAGAAAAUAUGAGAAAAAAAAUUUAAAAAAAUGUAUACGGAACUUAUAAAUUAAUAAUUUUUUAAUAGAUUUUAAUAGUUUUUGAAUCUACAUUAUUUAAAAUGUACAUAUUUUAUUGUUACUUAUUAUUUAUUGAAGAAUAUUAAAUAAUUUGUUUGAUUAAAUUGACACUAUCUUGAUUAAUUAUUUGUCAAUCAAGUCAAUUGAUUAUAAAUAGGAUUAGGAUUUCUAUGUAUUUGGAAUUUUGUUUUUUCAUUUUUCCAAAUUGAUUGGUUGUCAGAUAUGUCCAUGAUUUAGCUUAUUUUCGAUUAAAUAGAACAACUCUUUUUUAUAUAUUUUUAACAGAAUGUAUAUAAUUGCUUUUUUAGAUUUUUGAGUAUUUUACGAACUUUAAAAAUAGUAUUUAUUUAAUGAACGUCUAUAAUUAUUUACAAUUAUUGAUGACGGGAUUACAUUAUUUAACGGCGUGAAUUGCGAGACAGUACAAAAGUUAAACGAUAAUAAUAUAGGACUGCAUCAACUGCAUUGGUUGUUUUUCAUUAGUACCUAAGACGUGUGUUGCCGUGUAAGUAUACGUACAUGUAUAGUAUGGUUAUCAAAACCAUUUGUUUUUGCAUGUUUUCAAAUUUUUUAUUGCGUAUAAAUCCUAGGCUUAGUUAUAAAAUACUAUUAUUGGUCAUAAAUCCAAUUUAAGUUUAUGUAUUUCAAUGUUCAAUUUUGUCUAUGGCAACUAUAUUCAGUGGCAUAAUUGAAGGGUUGAUAGGGGUCGCAAUUGUGAGCCCAUAUAUAAUAUGGGGUCGUGAAAUAAUUAAUUUUCAACGCUUAACAUUUAUGUGUCUAUGGUUUUUCGUUAGUAAAAGAAAUUAAAAUAGGUUAGCAAUUAUUUAAUUGCUUAAUUAUGAAAAAAAUAUGUUCAAAAAUUAUAAAACUAAAAUUAUAUAUUAUCAAUAUUCCGAAAAUGAAAAAUAUAACUGAUACAAAUUAAGUAUCAUACAUUUUAUAAAAAUGAAUCUAUUUUUAGAUUUAAACUUUUCUUUCGUAGCAUUUUUACUUAUAAUAUUUGCUUUACUAUUAUUAUAUUUUAUGAUGGGACUUAUGGAAUGUUUUAGUUAUUAAGUACUAAAAGAAAAAAAAACUUAAACAAAAAUUGAAAUAAUCAAUACAUUUAUUAGUCAUUAAUAUGAUUACUUAGAGAACAACAGUGAGACAGUUACAAUUUUAAAUUUCUGAAUUUUAUAUUCAGUAAUUGUAAUUGUAAAAGAUAAUGUGAUAAGAAGAAUUCUAUACAUGUAUAUACUCUAUUCACCGUAAGUUGACCCACUCGCUCAACGAAAACACCUCGAAAAAUUCCACUGAAAAAAAACCCAUCUGUAAGCACAGUCGCGGUAGCCUGCUGCUUACUACGAUUAGCAACGAUGAUCGCCAAACACCGCCGACCUAUCACAAACCACGGCGGUUCAGUAUACAUGCACGGAAGCUGAUCAACUUACGGUGAAUAGAUUAUAGUGUAUUUUAUAUUAAAAAUAUAUAAUAAUAGGACUGUAUUAAAACAUCAUAUGUUUUUAUAAUUUUGGGGGUGUAGGAGCUAAGCUCCCAUGGGUCUGUGUAUCCUGAGUAAUUUUCGCAACCAUUGACAUUAUGUCCAAAUUAUGUUACUGCCUAUAUUCCAUAUACAAUUGAACUUGGUUAACUCGAAAUUAAGAAAGAGACCAGGAAAAUAAUUCGAGUUAUCCAAAUUAAAAAAAAAUUAUGAAAAAUUACGUACGAUCACGUUGAAACGUAUCGGAGCACUGGACAUUGAAGUGUAUGUAUAUGUUAGUGGAUAAUGAAUCAUUUUCCUGUAGUAAAUGAGUUAGAUAAACCGCUUAUCAUUAAAAAUAACACUAAUGACCUUAUUUUCGAUAAUAAAUGUACAUACAAGAGGGAAAUACGUAACAUAAUUAAUUAUAAUAUUCGAUACUUCGAGUUAUUUACGAAAAUAUUCGAGUUAAACAAGAUUUUUUUUACAUUGUUUAAAUGGGAAAUUCUAGGAACCGGGGAAAAAGUUUUAGGUAUCGACGAUUUCGAAUUAACUAGACUCGACUGUAUAUAUAAUAUAUUCAAUACUAUGUAAGAUUUAAUAAACAUAAAUUAUUUUUUGGAAGUUCUUAAAUAUUCCUGAUGACUCCCAGUGAUUCCCGCACAUUGCCGGGAAUUUCCGUUAGGUUUCGUUUCUGGGAAUCACCCAACCCAUCAGAAGUAUCAGCUCUUUUAGAUUCAGAGUACAGCGAAGAAGCUUAUGGUUUUACAAUAUUUAUUUUUUUUCUAUGGAAAAUUUUUCUACCAGCAAUUUUGCUUCGAUUUACAAUGAUAGUACUUUUUUAAAAGGAAAUCUGACUGGGAAGGUACUUUAGUGACGUAAUUUUUCCCAGCAAAUGUGAAAACUCGAGAAAAACAUGGGAAACUAAGAAAAACGAAGGAAAAACAAGAAAAUCUGAUCAAUAUUAAAAAAAAUCUAAAAUGCAUAUCUAAUUAUUUUACCAUAAUAUGCCAUAUAUAUUGUUGACAAAGCAUCGCCAUCCAAUUAACUCCGUUCAGAGUCGUUUUAUCGUUAGCAAUGGUUUAUCGUUGCUUUCAGAUAUACAUUAAAUUCGCAUCUGUUUCCUACGUUCCCAACUUCCUAUCUACAAGAGUGGCUACACCCACGUACAAAGUAUGUUGUCUUCUUUUUUACUUUUGUUUUUUUUAUUUUUUUUAUUUUUUGCAACUAUAUACGGGUUAUAGAGUAUUUUAAUUAUAAUUACAGUAUUGAGGACGACACAAAAAUUAAAUUAUAAUCCUGCCAAAGGCACUAGUAGAACAAUAAUUAUUAUGCUACUAUUCCGAUCAUUAUUAUUGAAUAAACCAUUAAUUAUAUUCGAUAACAUUUUUUUUUUUUUUUUGUAAAUUUGAUUUAUAUUAAAUUUGAACACGUCAUUGUUCAGAAGCGAUGUGAUUUAUUCAACAGCUUUUUUUUCUUAUAUAGUUUGUACGACAUGUUUCUAAGCUCCCACGAGUUCACCUUGAACGCCGCAAAUAGUCGUAUGCUUAGUGUAAAAUAUUAAUUAUUUAACCCAUAACUUUACUGUACUCUAUAUCUAUACUUUUAAAAUUGUUUGUUGAUUAAUUGAGAAAUUAUUAUUAUUUUAUUAAUUUUAAUUUUAUCAAAAAUAAAAAAAAAAAUAAUAAUUAUUCUAUAUAGUCUAUACACGUCGUUUACGUUAUCAAAGUAUGUAUAUAAGUACGACUGUACAAGUAGUCAAAUCUGCAAUAAUUGCCCAAUAAUGUCCUUUCAAUCUUAGGAAAGUUACUUUUCAAAGGCAAUAGGCGUAACUACAAAUGGUUCAUUCUAACAUUCUUUAAUUACCUAGUAUGUAAUUAAGUUAUUUUAUUUCUGAAAUUAUAUAUAGAAAUUAAUUCAUUAUUAUUUUUUUUUUUUUUUGAAACCAACAGAGCAGUGGUGGAUCUGUCUUCACAUUGCUACUCCCACUGCUGCCAUCGUUUAUUGUAUCUUAAAAUGAUUCAUAGACAUAUAAAACCCGUUUUUCCCUUCGUGGGGCGGCAGGUUCACAUUAAUAUAACACGUUAAAUAAUAAGGUUCAGAGCCACCGUCCUCCUUGUCAUUAUUACUAUUUAAAACACAUUUUUUGUCUUUCUUCUUUCAAAAAUUUCAUUCAAAUUAAAUUACAGUAUUGACGAUAAAGAUAUCAUAUAAAAUUUAUUUUUAUUUCAUUUAAAUUACAAAAUAUGCGAUAAGUAAACUGUUAUAAUAGUUAAAACUAGAACUGAUAAUAUAAAACCCAGUGUAAUGUAGCUAAGAUUUUUUUCGGGAGAAGUGCGAUCUUCAGUUUUUGAUGGCCAAAUAAUUUGAGCUAGUAAACAAAUUAAGUUUGUACCAAACUGCUGAUAAAAACCUUACAAUUGUAGGUUAGGUUGGGUUUCGCAUCAUGAAAGAGACCAAUCGUAUACAUAAAUAAGAGAAAUAUAAGAACGAACGAGAUUUCAAUUCGAAGUAUUAGCUGUUCGGGGGAUUCGUUGUUAAUUUUUAUCGUGAUUAUUUAUAAACUCGGUAACAAUAUAGUGGUUAAUUUAGUUCGUAUUUAUUAUCAUGGAAUAUACUCGACUGUAACCGCAAAAUUACUGUAACCCAUGUUACUUUUUACUACCCAAGACUUGGUAUUUUUUUCCCCUGUGUCAAAAUCCCGAACAAUAUUAUUGUAGUGUUUCGUAAUUAUUCUUAUGUCCUGUUGCACACAACUCUAUUGAGUCAAUGAAUAGUUGUUGCUUCAAUUAAUUGGGUUAUUGAAUUAUUAAAAAUUAAAAGAUGUUGUACAAAGCUUAAAUGUCUAUUAUUGAGUCAAUAAAAUAUCGGUCAUAAGUGCUUAUUGGUUCAAUAGUCUAUAGACUUGAAUUAUCGGCCUAAUAAGUUUUACUGUUUAAAUAACAUGACAUUUAACAAAGUAAAAACUUGAUAAAAAUAUGAGAUUUUUAAAUUUUUAUUUGACUAAGUACACAAAUUGUUUUAGGAUAAUUUAAUUAUAAUGGAUGUAAUUUAAUUUUCUUCGUCUGAAUAUGAGUUCAUAGUUGAUGUGUUAGAAAUUCUACCAAAAUAGCCUAUACAUCAAAUAAGAUAUUUAUUAGAUUUAUUAUACAAUUUAGUUAAUUGUGCUACAAAUUAUAAUUUUAUAAUAAAACUAUGAAUAAUAUAUCAACCUACUGAUAAAUUAAUUUAAUUUUAUCAAUUAUCUGUUAUCAACUAUGGUUUAAGAUUAUUGAACCAUUAUGGUAUGUGGUUAAAUUUGUAUCUUAUAAUAAUAUUUAGUACAACGCUUUUUAAUGUUUAUCUAUUAAAAUCAAUGAGGUAUUUUCGGGGUUAGGAGGGGGGGUGUCCCAGGUCUCGACCCCCAGAAAAAAAGUAUGGUUUAAUAGUUAUAAAUGACUUGCUAUGAAGGUAUAGAGAAAGAGAACAUUAAUUUAUAUACUGGGUGAUUUUUAGAUUCUGAGUGGAGCGAAGAAGCCUAUAGUUUUACUAAGAUUGUUUUUGUUUUCGUCUGUACGUAACUUUUCCACCAGAAAUCUUGAUCCAAUUUACAAUGAAAGCAUUUUUUCUGAAAGGAAAUCUGACUGUGGUGGUACUUUAGGAUGGUAAUUUUUUGAUUUUCUCGGGAGUUUUUCUCAAUAUGUUGGAAAAACCGAAAAAAACGGGAGAACGGGAAAAUGGGUACAGUAUUAAACAAAUAUUAUUAAAGAAAAUGUUUAAUGCAUAUGUAAUCAUUUUACCAUAAUAUGACAUAUAUAUUGUUGACAAAGCAAUACUAUCAACUGAAAUCUGCUCAGAAUCGUUUUUUCGUUAGUAAUGGUUUAUCGUUGUUUAUAGAUAUUAAAUUCUUGUAUGUAUUCUACCUUCCUAAUUUCCCUCCUAAAACAGUGGCUGCACACACGAACGAAGUAUGUCCGUCUUUUUUAUCAUGAACACUAGUAAUAAUAACACUCAUAAUUAUCUCGAAAGAUUUUAAGUGAAUUUGGUUUCUAUUUUUCUUUAAUCUUUAGAAAAUCGUUUAAGAUUUAUUUUAAAAUCCAUUUUAUAUUCUUAAUUCAUAUACUUUAAAUAAGAAUAUAUUUUGUUUUUCAAAUGGGAAUUUAUUAAAUUAUUGAUGAACUGGCAAAAAAAAAAAGUCGUUCACUUAUUUUAUUAAAAAUAUCUCUUAAUUUAUAUUUAUAAUAAUAAUAGAAUAAUAUAAUUAUUACCUAAUUCAUAUUCUAUAUGCAUUUUUUAUAAUUUUAUAAUAUCACUUAUUUUUUAGAAAAAUGUUAACCACCUCCCUCCCCUAUCGUAUACAAUUUGAAAAUAGGCCGCUGAUUAAAAUACUUUAUGAAACCAAUAAAACUUAUAAUUCCAAUAAAUUAUAAAUUAUUAAACCAAUUUUUUCUCGUUAUUAUAGGAUAUAUUCACGACACUCGUCGACGCUCAAUGGCGAUGGACAUUAUUGGUGUUUGCAAUGAACUUUAUGCUCAGCUGGUUGGGUUUUGCGGUCGUAUGGUGGCUCAUAGCCCUGAAUCAUGGCGAUCUGGAUCUAUCGGUAAGGGACAACAACUCGACGUGGGAACCAUGUGUCCGAGAAGUGUACUCGUUUACUUCGUGUUUUUUGUUCAGCGUAGAGACCCAGCACACAAUAGGUAAGACCGCGUAUAAGCUGUAGCUAGACCGUAGAUAAUAAUAUUGUUCUAUGCGGAAAAUAUGAUUUUCAUGUAUACUUGAAUGUAAUACUUUUUUUUCAAAAGUUAGUAUUCUGAGUGGAACUAAGUUCAACUACAAUUCUUGCUAUAAAAAUUUUAAUCGUGAAAUAGUUUACACGUUUUCGUGGUUAUUUUCACGAGUGUUGGUCAAAAUUGACGCACAUAAAUCGAAUAUAAAUGAAUAAAAAAAAUGCUUCAAAUAGCUAUAGUCAUAGGUUUUUUCUCUGGGUUUCCCUAUUUUUAGUAAAAGUACAUGGAAUUAAAAAAUUAAAAAACAAUGACCACUUCACUGCACCGAGUAAAUCUAAAAUGUUGUAUAUAAAAAAAAGCUUCUACAUAUGAAGUUUUUGAUUUUCAACGAACCCAAAAUUAUAAAAAUUAAUUUAAUUGAUAUAAAUUAAAUUAAAAACAAAUAUAAUUUUGUAUGACUCACCGGAUAUUUUCUUGAGAAUGAACACCGGUUCAAUCCAGGCCUGCAGACAGGAAAAAAAUCCAAUAAAUCCAAUACCUACACGUUGAUCCAUUCCGCUCGUAAACUAAUAAUGUUCUUUUCGAAGCAUGACUAUUCUUUAUGAUGUUUUCACACUCAACUAUCGUUGACAGAUUAGUAUUUUCAACUUUUUUCGCCUCACGAACGCCAUAAUAUUAAUUAUACAGUAUAUUAUUAUAUAAUACGACUUGUUUACGCACUAUAUGUCAGGUUAUGGUUCCAAACACACGACCGAAGAAUGUCCUCAAGCAAUAUUCAUUAUGUGUCUGCAGAGUAUAGUAGGCGUCAUGAUCCAGGCAUUUAUGGUGGGCGUUGUGUUCGCCAAGUUGUCCAGGCCGAAAAAACGGACGCAAACACUUCUGUUUAGCAGAAACGCCGUUAUCUGUCAGAGGGACGGCAUUUUGUGUCUCAUGUUCCGCGUGGGUGACAUGCGAAAAUCGCAUAUUAUUGAGGCGCAUGUCAGGGCACAAUUAAUAAAGAAAAAAGUGAGCAUUAUAUUUUCGUUAUAGGUUUAGCUAAUUAAAUAAAUUAUAUAAAUCAUAUUAUAGCAAAAAUGGUGAAAUAUACAAAGCCGAUGAGAAACUCUAUAGAUACGACUUUCACAAGGUUACAAAAACGAAUAACUUUGUAUAUUUAAAUUUUAUUUUUCGAUUGAUUUUGGGUAACUAAUUGGUUAAUUUUUUUGCUAUUUUAAAACGAGUUUAAGUGGGUUGUUUUUUUUUGACAAUUUAAGUAACAAGCAGCUCUAAAAUGUUACACUUGCGUUAUUCAUAUUUUUGGAAGUGAAACGACUUCCUACUUUUGGUUUUAAAAUAUCAGCUUAUAUUAAAAAUUCCAUAAGGUAUUAGUUUAAAUACAUUUUGGUGAUGACAUUUUUACUAUAAUAAUUAAUAGUUAAAUAAUAAAAAAAUAAUAGACUUUUUUUACUUUUACUAUAAUCAAACAAAUUUGGAGGUAACAGUUGCAAAAUAUUUAUUGUUAUACAAUUUCAUAGAUCACUAAUUGUCAUUAUAUUUAAAAUUGAAAAUGAAACAGUUAUACCAAAUAUUCGUUUUACAGUAAUGUAAAAUAUGAGUUAAUAAGAUCAUAGCAUACAUUCAAAAAAUUAGAACAAACUCAACAUUAGCACCAGACUUAAAAAUAUAAUACAAUUUAAAAAUUAUAUUAAUACAUAGUAUUCUAACUUGAAUUUAGUAGGUAAUAAUAAAUAGGUAACAAUACCAACUAAAUGAAGACAUUUUAAUUGCAUUAAACAUUAGUUAAAUAAACACUAAUACAAACACAUAUUAAAGUAGUACGUAAUUUAAACAUAAUUGUUUAUUUUAAAACAUUGAAAUUAUAAUAAUUAAAGGGUGGGGGCAAAUUCGUGAUUUUGUUUACGUUUUUUUUUCAAAUGAAUGGACUUUUUUUAAAUUAAUGGAUUAAGUGUGGUAACCAAAUUUUUAAGUAUUAAAUACUGAUGUUAAUGGAAUUAUGAUAUAACAGCUGAUUGAAUUUGAUUUUAGUCAAAUUAGUUAAUUAGUUAAUUAGUUAAUGAAUAUAGGACAAAAAUAAUUAAUUAGACACAAAGUACAAUACUUAAUUAUCAAUAUUGUCACUUUAGGUCAUAUGAUAUUUAAUUAGGUAAUUAUUUAUAACUACUGGUCUUUUAAAACAAAAAAAUACUACAUAAUUAUUAAAUAUAAUUUGUGUAGCAGUACAACACGUGGCCUUUUAAUAGUGCUCCACUACUCCCUUCCAACCCAAACCUUCAAAUAUUUAAAACCUGGAAUAUCUCCUAGACGGGUUGACGGAAAUCAAAAAUUUCAUCACCAAAAUUCAUUUCAAAUACUCUAUUUGUUUAUGAAAUUUGUAAUAUAAGUUUACAUUUUAAAAUCAAAAGUAGAUAGUCGUUUAGUUGUCAAAAAAUUGAGUUGAAAAAAAAUAAUGUACCUAAUUUUUAUAAAUGUAAUAUUUUAGGACUGUUUGUUUCUUAAAAUGUCAAAAAAAAAAAAAUGUUUUUGAAAAAAGUAAAUACUUUCCGAGAUAUUGAGUAUCCCUUAAGUAGAUCACCUUGUACAAAAAAGUAUUAUAAAAACAAUUUUUCGGAAAAAGUGCUGACAUCUUAGAUUUUUAAUAUUGCAUUAUUUAAAAAUUAUUAUUGUAAAGGACGGCCGUUUUGUGCGGUUCCAACAUUUUCCAUUUCUUUUUUUAAUUGCUUUUAAUUCUUCUUCUUUCUUGGUUUCGGCCAUUCAAGACCAUACCUCUAGAUAAACAUACUGCCACCUAUCCCUAUCCUCUGCUACUUCCUGCCAAUGACACUCCGGCUCCACUGUUUCAGUGUCUCUCCUAACGCAAUCCUCCCAUCUUAGACGCGGUCCUCCAAGAGGUCUCCUCCCUACUGAGUUUUCCUCUAUUACUCUUCUUAUUAAUGAGUCAUGUUUCCUCCAGGCAUGUCCAGCCCAAACUAGCCUUCUUUUUCUUAUCUCUUUCAGUAUCUCCGGUCGUUGAAAAAGGGAUUGCAGUUCUUCAUUGUGUAAUUUAAUUGCUUUUAAUUAUUAUACAUAUUAAAGUACAAUUAUUCAUUAAUAAUAAAAAGUCAUACUUUUAAAGCGAAAUUAUGUAGGAAAUUAAUUUAAGUUCGGAAAUUGUAGCGUUCUACCUAAACAUUUUUUAAUUUGUCUUAGAAAACUUUACAAACUUAUGAUAUGAAAGUUUUUCCUUUUUGAAGCGUGUAUAUAUAUAAUAGAGCAUAUCUUUGGUGCCAGGAAAAUUGGUUUAAGUUAAUUUAAUAUAGUUAAAAAUAAGAAGGAAAAAAAUUAAAUUACACCAAACUAAAAAAUAUGCCAGCAAUUGGCUUAAGCUCUUCUUUCCUGAGAUCAAAGAUAUAUUGUCAAUGUUUUAAUCUCUGAAAAAAAAAAAAUGUCUUUCCACGUUAAAUUUAUAAUAUUUUUUAGAUGACAAUAGAAGGUGAGCUGUUACCGUUCCAUCAACAGGAACUAAAAGUCGGUGGGGAUGGCGAAGAAGACAGGAUAUUCUUUAUAUGGCCCACGACUAUCGUGCAUAAAAUCACUCCGGAGUCACCGUUAUACAUGCUUUCAGCGGCCGAUUUCUUGCAAGAAAAAUUUGAAAUCGUCGUCGUCCUAGAAGGUAACUAUAUGAUCUAAUAUUUUUGAGAUUAUGAAUACGAGUACAAGACUGUAUUUCUUUGUAAAUUGUAGACUGUAUAACAAGUUCGGUUUAAAAUGUUCAAUGACUAGUUAUAUAUGUUGCUCGCUUUUGGCUCCCACUUUUCUUUUCAGUAUAGAAAGUACAAACCACCUAAUUGUUCUUAUAAGUAUACCUGGUCUGUUAUUUAUAUAUUUGGUCACAAGAAAGAGAGCCUUAAGUCAAUGUUGUGUUCAAUACAAGCAAAUUAAUUUUUUUUAAAUGCAUACAUGUGUACAUAAAUAAAUACACUAAUAAUUAAUAUACAUACACUUAUGUAAUUUAGACUAACAAAUAAAAGAAUACAAUUACAUUAGACAAAAUGAUAUAAAAUUAAUAAAAGGCAAAAAUUAACUUAAGCCUUUCUCUCCUGAUAUCAAAGAUACCGAAAGUAAGCGGUUCUUCCCUUGAAUGAAAUUCUCUUUUGUAAUUAAUUUUAACAGAUACUGUUUGUUUUUGAAACACGUAUCAAUAAUAACGUAGGAUAACGAUUUUGUUUUGAUCGCUGGUUUUACAACACGAUGAAAAUCACAAUUCUGUUUACAGGUGUAAUUGAAUCGACGGGAAUGACAACGCAGGCCAGGUCGUCGUAUUUGCCCAACGAAAUACUCUGGGGACAUAGGUUCGAGACACUGGUCUCGUUCAAAAAAGAAACGGGCGAACACGAAGUGGAUUAUAGUUUAUUCAAUAACACUUACGUAGUAGACACGCCGCUUUGCAGUGCGCACGAUCUGAAAAAGCUCAUCUCGCUUCGGGCUCAUACUGGUAAAAUUGACGAUUCCUUUUUAGAGAAAAAGAAAAAAAUUAACCUCUUUAUACAGCUUUUUAACGUGCCUUUUAAUUACGUUACAUGAUGAGCGAUAUUGUGAAUUGUUUUGUUUUUAAUUACUGUUGUCUUAUAUCAUACAUAUAUAAAUAUUUUUUUUUAUAAACCAUCAUGGUUGCUUACCGAUAAUAUACUCACACUCUUAAUGAGGGGAUUUUUUAGUUUUUUUUUUUUUUAGUAGCUAUUCAUAUACGCACGCAUUGAUGAUAAUAACAAUAACUAUAUGUAGGUUCCUAUUCAGUUAUAAUUUUCGACGAUUUCGGUAUUUUAUAUAUUAUAUAAAGUUUUCUAAUAAUAUGCAUAGUAGCAUUGAUUAUAUACACUCAAUGGUAGGUAGUAGAUACGUAAUCUAAUAUACAGUUUAAUUACUAUUCGUUUUUCAAUUAUUUGUGUCAUUUUAUUAAUAUUAUUAUGGCAGUGUCGAUAAGGUUAAGUAUAAUAAAAAAUAAUUUAUAUUAUGUAAUAAAAGUAUACGAUACCUAUCUUUUAAAAAAUAAAAUCUUUUUUUAGGGACUUAAUUUGUGAAAUACAAACAUACAUUUUGUUUUCUAUGAAUCGUCCAAAUUAUAUUACUUAUAUAUAUAUUUUCAAAAAAAAAAAUAUAUAUAUAUAUAUAUACAUAUAUAAUAAUAAUAUAAUAUCUUGCCUAAAUCACAAUUCUCAUAGGUAUAUUUACUGUAUAAUAUUUAUAUUAUUUACGUUUUACUUUGUGUACUUAUAUAGUGUCAAUCGAUCUUGUCAAUAUUUUAAUUUAUUUGUUAAAAAGUUACCAAUUUACGUUUUUUUUAAAUUAUUAUAUUUAAUAUAGUAAUAGUAAUUUUGUUUUAAGUAAAUAUAAUAAAACACAUAUGAAUAAUACGGGGUUUUAGUAACUUUUAUACAUACCUAAACCUAAUUUAAAUUUUGUAAUUAUUGUUUUUGUUACUUGAAUUACUAAACACACAUAUAAUCAAAAAACUGUAGUCGUCUAUAUUAAAUUUAAUUUCAGAUAUGCUUAUAUGUGACGUUUUGAAUAACACCUAUUUAAUUAUAGGUACUAAAUAAAAUACAAAAAUGUAGUCAAUCCAAUAGAAAUACAGAUAUACCUAUGCUCUAUUGUUGAUAAUGCUGCCGUAUGAAAAUAUAUUAAGUGAAAAAAAGAAUAUUUUAUUAAUUUCAUUUGAUAAUAAAGAUGGGGAAGCAUACCUAAUUUAUAUUUCAUAGUCGCAUUUUAAAUUCGAUAAAUAUCGACACACAAUAAUAUUAGAACUCACGUAUGAAAUAUAUGAUUAAAAAACCCCUCCUCCCCUCUUUUUGAUAUGGAGUAUUUUAUUUGUAAUCUUCAGUUAUUUUGCUGAGAGUAUUAAAAAAUGUGUACACAAAAUGCACAUUUUGAACGCUUUACUCAAACGUUUUUCACGGCUGCAUGUAUAAUAAUAUUAUCAUUUAUUUAAGUAACCAUAAUAAUAUAUAACUUUAAGUAAAAAUGAACUGGAAAUAUCUCAUAAUUAUGAUUUAAUGUUUUCGAUAAUCCAUUUGAAUUGUCAAAAUUUGCACCACACGACCACAAGCAAUCACGAAAUCCAAUCGAAAUAUCUCAUGGCCAGUGGCGGUGGUGGACGUGAGUAUAUAGGAAAAUUUUUACGCAGCUUCGUCUCCAAUGAAAAUGGUAGAGAAAUCGACAUCUGUUCGAUAUAAAAAUCAAUGGUCAUUAUCAUAGUAAUAUAACAAUCACUAAUAUACACUUAUCAGUCAAAAUUCCCAUAAAAGAGUAUUAAAUUAUUACACCAUUAAAAUGUCAUUAAAACAUCAUUAAAAGAGGAGCAUAAAAAUUAAUGCUCGUUAUCACACGAUUACUGAUUUAUGAUAAUUUAUUUUAAAAUAUUUUAUAAUAAUUAACAUAACUUAUCAAGUUUACAAUGAACAAGUCACACGAAUAUCGUCGAAUAAAAUAUCUUAUUUUAUUUUUCUUAAUGUGUUUUGAAAUUUAUUAUUUUUUUUUUUUUAAUGAAUAUACAUUGUAGGUGGGUGUUGAAAAAUUAGUUUACGUCACCAAAAAUAAUAAUAAUUAUUGUUCACUCCGCUGCCGCUGCAGGGCCAGUAUUUCAGACGCGAGUAUAUACUCGUAUAGUCACAGCACGUGGCACAACGCUGUUUUAAACGUCGGUGUUUCACGAGCAAAAAAAAUAAGGAAACUCGCAUUACACAAAAUGUCUUAAAACAACUUAAAAUAACACGUAUACGGUCAUCAGUGUCAUAUUUAAGAUUCUAAUUAGGGAGGGAUAAGCAUGAGCAGAAAUUAUAUAGGCCCGAAGGUGAUUGCACUUGCCUACAAUAUUAUUAUAACUACUCAUAUAGAUUGAUAAAAUUAAUUUUUACAAACAAAUAAACAAUUGUAAAGUAGUUCUUAUUUAUACUAUUUCCGUAAGCUAUUUUAUUUGUUUAUUAUCGGAGAUUAUUUCUUUUUUUUCUUUUGCUCAUAAAUCAAUCCUUGGCCCUUUUUUUCUCUAUAUAAACUUAGUUUAACGACCAAAAACACUAACUCGAUCAUGAAUCGACUUAAAAACCAGUUUUGUUUUUUUGUUUUUUUAGAAUUUCAUUGGAACUGCUUAAAAUUGUAGUUUUAAAAAAAAGCCCCUUUUAUUAUUAAUAGCGCGUUUUUAUCACACAAAAUCCCGGUUUCACCACUGCACUUCAUUCACCCACGCCUAACUCUAUAUUAGUUAUACAUCCACCUCCAAAUUAAUUCCUCUAUUCUCUUGCGCGCUACUGAACCUAAAUACACAGAAUUGCUCGACUAGAUUUCUCGUUUUAUAGAAUAAACCUAACCUGCGUAAGUACGGAAAUUGCAUAAAAACCAAAAUGCAUCCCUAAAGAAGGGGACAUAAAAUAUUAUCCCUCACUUCCCCACCGUCGUUUACCGGUCGAUCCGUGCAACGAAAGCCGUAACUUAAAGGGGCUAACUUAUAUCGGAAACUGUGUCAUUGUCGGUUUACUUUCAGAGAUGCACCACAUGCAACCGCUGGACAGCUGCACCAACUACUGCAGCGAACAAUCGGACACGGCAACGUCCGGGUCCCGGACUUACAGGCCCCGGAGCGAGCUACACGACAAGCAGUUGUCCACCAGUGACCUGAUGAUGGCCCAGCUGGAACCGUUUCUCAUCAAUCCCGGCGAACUGCCCGGACCCGAAUCAUUCCUGUGACGAAGAAUGAUCGCCAUUGCCUGCCGUCGCCGGGCCUCAUCUAUCAUAUUAUUAAUAUUCCACUACCGAAAAAUUAUUGUGAUCUUAUUAGACGUUAUUCAUUAUUAUUAUAGUAUUAUAAUUUAUAAUUAUUAUUAUAUUGUAUACCUACUUUGGGUUUUAAACAAAAUCCAUGUAGUUAAUUUUAUGUCCGUGACCCUAUACAAUAAUGUGAUAUUAGUUAACAAAUUUAUAGAUACGGUUUACCACAUACUGGGUGGUUCUUUAAUCGUGGUAUACAUAUUAUAAGCCGACGAAUAUUUUGAGCUAAUUUGAUUUUUGGUUUAUUUUUCUUCGGCCAUUUCCAAAUUCAAACUGUGUACUCAAAAUCCUCACCGGUUCAUAUAUUAUUAUGAUCAAAUAAUCACUCUAUAUAUAUUAAUAAUUAUGUACACGUCCGCAAACAGUUAGGUGUUUUUUUUAGUUUUUUGACGACCAGGACACUUUAUCCGACCUGACGGUCCUUUCCGCAACGAUGUCCGCUUAUAGUUUAUACAAUAUAUAUUUUUCUUUUAUUAUUAUUAUUUUUUUUUUUUUAGUAAUUAUUAUUAUAUAAUUUAUAACAUGUUAUACAUAGAUGGUGUCCUACUAUGUUAUUCGUAUGCUAAUAAUUUUAUUAAUAUCAAUUUAUUUUUAAAAUCGGGUUUUAUGUCAGGAGGACACAGGGAUUUUUAAGGGAUUUUUCAUCCCAAACAAAAAAAAAAUUUUUUU